This is a messenger RNA of Podarcis lilfordi (Lilford's wall lizard), 52213 nucleotides long. The record is from the annotation of a GenBank genome assembly. Lineage: Eukaryota; Metazoa; Chordata; Lepidosauria; Squamata; Lacertidae.
CAACGGCGCUAAGACGGGCGAGAAAGAGGGCGGGGCGCGAGGCGCGAGGCGGAAAGCCCGCCACUGCUCUGCGGCUGCGCCGAACCCCGAGGCGGCGGCGGUUCUUCUCGGGCGGCCAUUGUGACGAGGGGAGUCGAAGGCCGGCGGUUAACGACCUCGCUGGGGAAGGAGCGCGAGCGGCAGCAGGAGGCGCCUUUUCCGGCGGGGGAAAUGCGGCGCCUGCGGCGGAGGAGGCUCGCGCCGCCGCCUCGCACCUUCCUCUGCGCGCCGCUGCUGGUGGUGGCGCUCUCGGUGCUGCAGGGCCUCGCCUCAGGUGAGGGGGCGGCGGGGGAGGCGCUUCAGGCGAAGCCGGCCCUCCUGUUGAGGCGCGCCCCUUGCGUAUCAGGUUCUCCUCAAAACGUGCACAAAGUGCGCAUCGUGCGCCCCGAUCCUGAGAUUGCCAACCUUUCUUUGUUUUUGAAUUAAGGUUUCUGACAUUUAUAACUAUAGGAGGCGAGCGCGCAGACAUUUACUCGCGUUUGUUUAGUGCAAAACAUAUCUGCUCCCAUAUGUAUUUCCCCAACUUCCUCCCAAAAAUACUCGCGCAGUUGUUCAUGAUGGUAAGGAGGAUGCCAUGAGAGAGAAAACGGGGACUUGGGGAUUCUGAACAGUGAAAUGGUGGAAGUGUGGGUGCAAACUAUUUCAAAAGAGAGGAGGAUCUCUCAAGAAGUCAAGGCUUAAAAAAGAGCAAUAUAUUAUUGAUUUAUUAAAUUAAUAUACCACCCUUCAUCUGAAAAUCUCAGAGCAGUAUAUAGGUAAUAGAAAGUGGUGGGCCAGAUAACAAAAAAUGGGUACAAUAAGCCUACCAAGACCUGAUUCUUGUUAGAAAUGCUAAGAAAGCACUAUAUUGUAUUUGGAGCGAUAACAAGAAAGGAAGGUGAUUUAUUAAAUUUUUAUACCACCCUCUACCCACAAGUCUCAGAAACCCAAGAACAAACCUUGGCUUUACAUUGUGGUUUGGAGAGAAACAAACCACAAACACUGAUUUGGAUAUCCGGCUAAGCCAAGUUCAUGGUUGUGUUGCUCUUGGGUGGACAAAUAGAGGAAUGCUAGAGCUUGUGUUUAAACAUAUCACACCUUGAUUUAGCAUUAUGUAAAUGAAGACAGUGUGUAUCUUAGCUAAUCAUAAGCUGAAGCAUGACUUGAAAAACUUGGUAUCUGAAGAAGUGUGCAUGCACACGGAAGCUCAUACCAACAAUAAACUUAGUUGGUCUCUAAGGUGCUACUGGAAGCAAUUUUUUUACAGUGGUGCCCCGCAAGACGAAUGCCUCGCAAGACGGAAAACCCGCUAGACGAAAGGGUUUUCCGUUUUUGAGUUGCUUCGCAGGACGAAUUUCCCUAUGGGCUUGCUUUGCAAGACGAAAAUGUCUUGCGAGUCUUGAGAUUUUUUUUCGCUUCCCCCCCCUUUUUCUAAGCCGCUAAGCCGCUAAUAGCCUUUUAGCAGCUAAGCCGCUAAGCCUUUAAUAGCCGCUAAACCGCUAAUAGCGCUAAUCCGCUAAGCCGCUAAUAGGGUUGCUUCGCAAGACGAAAAAACCGCUAGACGAAGACACUCGCGGAACGGAUUAAUUUCGUCUUGCGAGGCACCACUGUAUUUUGUUUCGACUAUGGCAGACCAACACGGCUACCUACCUGUAACUUGAAAAACUUAUACUCCAUUAAUGGGCAGAUUGUGACCAAAUCAUAAUAGUUGCACUCCAUUUAUGCUAGUCGGGUUGCUUCUGGAGUACUGUGUCUAGUUUUGGAUGCCACAUUUUAAGGACAUUUACCCAACUGGAGCUGGUCCAGAGAAGGGUGAUCAGGAUGGGGGUGGGGGGCUGGAAACCAAGUCCUAUGAGAAACAGCUGACAUGUUUAGCAUGGACAAGAGAAAUUUAAGGAGGAACAUGAUAGCAGUCCUCAAAUCUCUCAAGGGCUGUUACAACAGAAGAUUGAAAAUAUUUGUUUUCUGUUGCUUCAAAGGACAGGAAUAUAAUGUUGUUAUUGUUUAGUCGUGUCCGACUCUUCGUGACCCCAUGGACCAGAGCACGCCAGGCACUCCUGUCUUCCACUGCCUCCCGCAGUUUGGUCAAACUCAUGCUGGCAGCUUCAAGAACACUGUCCAACCAUCUCACCCUCUGUCAUCCCCUUCUCCUUGUGUGCUCUCCAUCUUUCCCAAACAUCAGGGUCUUUCCCAAGGAGUCUCCUCUUCUUAUGAGGUAGCCAAAGUCUUGGCGCCUCAGCUUCAGGAUAUGUCCUUCCAGUGAGCACUCAGGGCUGAUUUCCUUCAGAAUGGAUAGGUUUGAUCUUCUUGCAGUCCAUGGUACUCUCAAGAGUCUCCUCCAGCACCAUAAUUCAAAAGCAUCAAUUCUUCGGCGAUCAGCCUUCUUUAUGGUCCAGCUCUCACUUCCAUACAUCACUACUGGGAAAACCAUAGCUUUAACUAUACGGACCUUUGUUGGCAAGGUCUCUGCUUUUUAAGAUGUUGUCUAGGUUUGUCAUUGCUUUUCUCCCAAGAAUCAGGCAGCUUUUAAUUUCGUGGCUGCUGUCACCAUCUGCAGUGAUCAUGGAGCCCAAGAAAGUAAAAUCUCUCACUGCCUCUAUUUCUUCCCCUUCUAUUUGCCAGGAGGUGAUGGGACCAGUAGCCAUGAUCUUCGUUUUUUUGAUGUUGAGCUUCAGACCAUAUUUUGCGCUCUCCUCUUUCACCCUCAAUAAAAGGUUCUUUGAGUCCUCCUCACUUUCUGCCAACAAGGUUACGUCAUCUGAGGUUGUUGAUAUUUCUUCCAGCAAUCUUAAUUCCGGCUUGGGAUCCAUCCAGCUCAGCCUUUUGCAUGAUGAAUUCUGCAUAUAAGUUAAAUAAGCAGGGAGACAAUAUACAGCCUUGUCGUACUCCUUUCCCAAUUUUGAACCAAUCCGUUGUUCCAUAUCCAGUUCUAACUGUAGCUUCUUGUCCCACAUAGAGAUUUCUCAGGAGACAGAGGAGGUGAUCAGGCACUCCCAUUUCUUUAAGAACUUGCCAUAGUUUGCUGUGGUCGACACAGUCAAAGGCUUUUGCAUAGGAAUAGAAUAGAAUAGAAUAGGUGGAAAUUGCAGGGAAGUAGAUUUUGGCUAAAGAUUAGAAGGAACUUAAAGGUAAGAGCUGCUUGACAGUGAAACUGCUGCAUGAGGUGGUUACCUCUUCUGAAAGUUUUAAAAUAUUUGAACAGAGAUUCAACAGGCAUCUGUCAGGCUUCAGCAACCCAGUCAUAUGGACAAGUAAAAUAAUAAUAAUAAUGCAAUCUUGGAUUGCAUAUCCUGCACUGAUAGCGGGUUGGACUAGUAGGUGACUCCCAACUCAUUAAUUCUGUGAUUUCCUUGCCUGGUUUAUGGUUAUCAGGACAAGUAGACUGCUGCCUUUUUGUAAAUAGUUGCCUAAGAGCUCAUCCCCCCACAUACCGUAUUUUUCUGUGUAUAAGAUGACACUUAUUUUUUUUAACCCGAAAUUAAGUUGUUUAGCUUUGGGGGUGGUGGGGGAGGUCACUUCUGCCAAUCGUUCACCUGCCUGCCUGCCACUGCUGAUCGCUUGCCACUCCCAAUUGCACACCUCGCCGCAGCAACCAAUGGCCCCCUUGCCGCCACCAACAGCCCACUUGCCGCAGCUGCGAAUCGCCUGCCCACUUCGCCACAGCUGCCAAUCGCUUGCCCAGUUGCCACAACCAAUUGCCAGCAGGCCUGGCCGCAGCCGCCAAUUGCUGCUGCCAAUCUCCUGCUUGAUGCUGCCAUUAAUCGCACAUCCCCCCUCUGCAUUCACUAUGUCUGGAGUUUUGGGCUGGGCUGCCAUCAGUAUGCUGAUGACACCCAACUCUAUCUGUUGAUGGAUGGCCAUCCUGACUCGGCCCCAGACACACUGAUCAGAUGCUUGGAAGCUGUGGCUGGAUGGUUACGUGGGAGCCGGUUGAAGUUAAAUCCUUCGAAGACAGAGGUCCUCUGGCUGGGACGGGACGAUAUGGGAUUGAGGGGGCAACUCCCAUCUCUUGCGGGGGUGCAAUUGGUGCCAGCACUGUCCGUUAAGAGUUUGGGUGUAAUCUUCGAUACCUCCCUCUCCCUGGAGGCGCAGAUUGCAGCUAUAACAAAGGCGGCAUUUUUUCAUCUCCGCCAAGCUAAGCAGUUGGCUCCUUACCUCUCUCGCCCUGUGAUCCACGCGACGGUCACCUCCAGACUGGAUUAUUGUAACUCGCUCUACGUGGGGCUGCCCUUGAGACUGACCCAGAAACUCCAGCGGGUGCAGAAUGCUGCAGCGAGACUCCUUACGCGGUCUUCGCUGCGAGAUCACAUUCAUCCGGUGCUAUACCAGCUGCACUGGCUCCCGGUGGAGUACAGGAUCAGGUUUAAGGUGCUGGUUUUAACCUUCAAAGCCCUAUACGGCCUAGGACCCUCAUACCUACGGGACCGCCUCUCCUGGUAUGCCCCACAGAGGAACUUACGGUCUUCAAAUAAAAACAUCUUGAAGGUCCCAGGCCACAGAGAGGUUAGCCUGGCCUCAGCUAGAGCCAGGGCCUUUUCGGCUGUGGCUCCAACCUGGUGGAACGCUCUGUCACAAGAGACAAGGUCCCUGCAGGACUUGACAUCUUUCCGCAGGGCCUGCAAGACAGAGCUGUUCCACCAGGCCUUUAGUCAGGGCGCAGCCUGACUCCCUCCUUUGGCAAUCUUUACAAAACUUUAGUUUAUAGUUGCCAUCAAUUUUGAUUUUAAUUAAUUUUUAUAAUGUUGCAUUAUUUUAGUGUUGUUAGCCGCCCUGAGCCCGGCUUCGGCUGGGGAGGGCGGGAUAUAAAUAAAAUUUAUUAUUAUUAUUAUUAUUAUUAUUGUUAUUAUUUGUGUAUAAGACGACACCCAAUUUUUGCCUAAUUUUUUAAAGCAAAAAGCAUCGUCUUACACAUGGAAAAAAACGGUAUUUCUGUCAGUGGCUGAUUAACCUGUGGCCUUCCAGGUGCUGUUGGGCUAUAGUAUAGCUCCCUUUGCCCUGCCCAUUGGUCAUGCUGGCUGAGGCUAGUGGGUAUUGGGAGCCCAACAACAUCUGGAGGACUGCCAGUUAAUUCCUCUUGCCCUACAUGUAGGGCAAAUUUUCCUGCCUACAAACACUGGUCAUGCCUGUGCUGCUGCACCCAUAGAGCUCACAACCCAGAAAGUCCUACAUGUUACGUGGGGUAAAACUUUAUUCUAGUAAAUAAAACUGUACCAGGUCCUGAGUCAAGCAUCCUUAUGUGCCGGCAAUGGGUUUCAGCUAUGUCCACAAGGUUCUUCCUGCUGAAUAGACGGACAAGGGACAUAGUGGGUGUAUUUUUUUUAAAUUUUACAUUUAUAUCAUCCAAAGACUUCAAAGAGACUCUCAAUUGGCCUAAACUGGAAGUCCCAAACCAGUGCCUGCGGGUGCCAUGGCGGAAGCCUUUCAGGGCAACUGGGGGACAUCUAUCAUCACUCAGCUGUUGUUGCCCACCAGCCAUGUGGAGCUUCUGGCAGGCACUUCCUCUUCCCCACAAAGGGCCUAUUUUCCACUGGGGGGCAAUAUAGGGAUAGCCUUACUUGCUCAGCAUGGUUGCCCACUAGCCAUGUGGAGCUUUUGGCAGGUAGUUCCUUUACUCUUUUGAUGGACUUUUCUGAAGGGGAUGUUGUUCUCUCUUGGGCAGAGCAAAAAAGAGAAGUAUGUGUGUGUAUUGUCUGUGUAUGUACUGUUCAUAGAAUCAUAGAAUCAUAGAAUCAUAGAGUUGGAAGAGACCACAAGGGCCAUCGAGUCCAACCCCCUGCCAAGCAGGAAACACCAUCAGAGCACUCCUGACAUAUGGUCGUCAAGCCUCUGCUUAAAGACCUCCAAAGAAGGAGACUCCACCACACUCCUUGGCAGCAAAUUCCACUGUCGAACAGCUCUUACUGUCAGGAAGUUCUUCCUAAUGUUUAGGUGGAAUCUUCUUUCUUGUAGUUUGGAUCCAUUGCUCUGUGUCCGCUUCUCCGGAGCAGCAGAAAACAACCUUUCUCCCUCCUCUAUGUGACAUCCUUUUAUAUAUUUGAACAUGGCUAUCAUAUCACCCCUUAACCUCCUCUUCUCCAGGCUAAACAUGCCCAGCUCUCUUAGCCGUUCCUCAUAAGGCAUCGUUUCCAGGCCUUUGACCAUUUUGGUUGCCCUCCUCUGGACACGUUCCAGUUUGUCAAUGUCCUUCUUGAACUGUGGUGCCCAGAACUGGACACAGUACUCCAGGUGAGGUCUGACCAGAGCAGAAUACAGUGGCACUAUUACUUCCCUUGAUCUAGAUGCUAUACUCCUAUUGAUGCAGCCCAGAAUUGCAUUGGCUUUUUAGCUGCCGCGUCACACUGUUGGCUCAUGUCAAGUUUGUGAUCAACCAAGACUCCUAGAUCCUUUUCACAUGUACUGCUCUCAAGCCAGGUGUCCCCCAUCUUGUAUUUGUGCCUCUCGUUUUUUUGCCCAAGUGCAAUACUUUACAUUUCUCCCUGUUAAAAUUCAUCUUGUUUGUUUUGGCCCAGUUCUCUAAUCUGUCAAGGUCGUUUUGAAGUGUGAUCCUGUCCUCUGGGGUGUUAGCCACCCCUCCCAAUUUGGUGUCAUCUGCAAAUUUGAUCAGGAUGCCCUUGAGUCCAUCAUCCAAGUCGUUGAUAAAGAUGUUGAAUAAGACCGGGCCCAAGACAGAACCCUGUGGCACCCCACUAGUCACUCUUCUCCAGGAUGAAGAGGAACCAUUGAUGAGCACCCUUUGGGUUCGGUCAGUCAGCCAGUUACAAAUCCACUGAGUGGUAGCAUAGUCAAGACCACAUUUUACCAGCUUCUUUACAAGAAUAUCAUGGGGCACCUUGUCAAAUGCCUUGCUGAAAUCAAGGUAGGCUACAUCCACUGCGUUCCCUUCAUCUACCAGGCUUGUAAUUCUGUCAAAAAACGAGAUCAGGUUAGUCUGACAUGACUUAUUUUUCACAUAUGUACAAGAAAGCAUGGUGUGGCCACUAGGUAUAUUUUCCCUUCCUAUUAUUAGAUAACAGCAUCAUUGUGUGUGGAAAACAUCAAUAAGGAGUGAUCUCGACAAUCAGAACCAGCAGGACAUAGCUGACUUACGUUAGCAGUGGGCUGUUGCACUCUUUCUAAUGUUGGGACUGGUGUCAUGACACUUACUUAAAAUGUAAAAUGUGCCCGUUUGUCCCCAUAGUUUGGAAAUCCCUGCAUAAUCAAAUAAUGUAAUUGUGAAUGGGAGGCUUGACUGGUAGGCCUUCAUUACAUACCAGUAUCUCUAGAAGCCAUGUGAAAAUGUUUCUCUAUAACCAGGCCUUUGGCUGAAUAACAUCCUACAACCAUGGGAAAUGGGUUAUUGAUUUGCUUUUUUACUGUGUAUUUUGUGUUCUCAUUUUGUUUUUUUAAUUUAUGAACCAUCUGUGAUCUUCAAUUGAAGGGUUGUACACAAAUUUAAGUAAAUUUAUAAAUAUCCUGACUGACAUCUUCAUGAACAACAUAUACAUUCAAUAUAUCUUUAUGUCAGGUAUAACAAUUCCCUGCCACAUUAACUCUACUUUUCUUCUAAGUAAUUGAGCUUACAGAAACUUUUUGCAAACUGGGAAACUGGGAAACAUUGAGCUAUAGCUGCUUCCCUUCCCAAACUACCCAAAUCAAAUCAGUCAGUCCUUGUUUUCCUCUACCUUAUAUUGCUAUAUACACUCAAAUAAACAAAAACUUAUAAGAAAUACUUUCUUACACACGGUCACCUGGAUUGUUUUAAGUUUAGUUUAAAAUCAUGCAUCAGGUUUGAAACCCCUCUGACAAUUACUGUCUUAUAUCAUGUGCUAUACUGUACUGUGGCUCAGUUCACACAUAAACUAAGCCAAACCAUGACUUCCCACAGACGUACAGGUUCCCAGAGAACAGAUUGCAGCCAAUGUGUUCCACUAGUCAUGCUGUAUUGCUGUCAGGUAAGUCAUGGUUUGCCUUACCUGUCAUCUGAACCCAGGCUCAUCAUUUAUCUCCUCCAGAGACGCCACUAGCUGUAAACCAUGGUUUAUCUUAGCAUUACAUGUGAGCCAGGUCAGUAAGUAGUAUACUGUGGACCGUGAAUAAAUAUAAAAAGCAUAUUGGUAUUUUUAGAGAGAAAGUGUAAGAUCUAUUCAAAAUCUCUGUAUCUUCAAAGUGGUUCCAAAAACACAUUACAACACUUUUCUAAUAUAUUUUUCCUUGAGUAUUGUCAUAAGAACUUUCUAAUUAUAUUUCUUUUCUCAAGGAAAAUGUUCUAAAUUUUAAAGAACUGGUUUUGUUUUGGUUUUCAGUCUUUUAUACUGUUUCUGAACUUUGAUGAUUUUUUUAAAAAGCUUUUUGUAGAAUUAAAAAAAUAACAUAACGUUUAAAAAUAAACAUGUAUGCAUAACGUUGGUGCAUUACCGAGCUUUUUUAUCAGUACAUUUAUAAAUAAAUAGACGAUGUGUACUGAAAACAUGCUCAAAGAAGUUUGAUGUAUACUCUAUAAAUCAGUUUUUUUAUUUAUACUACUAGUAGAAUCAUAGAAUCAUAGAGUUGGAAGAGACCACAAGGGCCAUCGAGUCCAACCCCCUGCCAAGCAGGAAACACCAUCAGAGCACUCCUGACAUAUGGUUGUCAAGCCUCUGCUUAAAGACCUCCAAAGAAGGAGACUCCGCCACACUCCUUGGCAGCAAAUUCCACUGUCAAACAGCUCUUACUGUCAGGAAGUUCUUCCUAAUGUUUAGGUGGCAUCUUCUUUCUUGUAGUUUGGAUCCAUUGCUCCGUGUCCGCUUCUCUGGAGCAGCAGAAAACAACCUUUCUCCCUCCUCUAUGUGACAUCCUUUUAUAUAUUUGAACAUGGCUAUCAUAUCACCCCUUAACCUCCUCUUCUCCAGGCUAAACAUGCCCAGCUCCCUUAGCCGUUCCUCAUAAGGCAUCGUUUCCAGGCCUUUGACCAUUUUGGUUGGCCUGUAUUUUGUAUUAGCAGUUAAAGUGCUCCAUCUUGUGGCUCUAGCUACUGCAUGUUUUUUCUGUUCAGAAAAUCUGAAACUAAAAACUAAGAAAUAUUGAACAGAUGGGAUGAAAGUAGCUUGAAUAAUAGAUCAAGCUCAGGAUGCUGGAAAAGCACAGGUAUGUUGCUCAAAAUAAAAACCCCAAAACCACUUUUCAUAUUUGGACUGAUGUUAUUUGUUGCUUAUAUAAUACGAUUAUAAUAUUAUAUAUUAUAAUAUAUUAUAUAUAUUAUAAUAUAUUAUAUAUAUUAUAUUAUAUGUAUAUUAUUAUAUUAUAAUAUAGUAUAAUAUAAUAUAAUUAUAUGAUGUUAUUUGUUGUUUAUAUUUGUUAUUAUAAGUGCAAGUAGAUAAAUGGGUACCGCUCCGGCGGAAAGGUAAACGGCGAUUCCGUGCACUGCUCUUGUUCUCCAGAAGCGGCUUAGUCAUGCUGGCCACAUGACCCGGAAGCUUUACGCCGGCUCCCCCGGCCAAUAAAGCGAGAUGAGCGCCGCAACCCCAGAGUCGGCCACGACUGGACCUAAUGUUCAGGGGUCCCUUUACCUUUACCUAUUUGUUGUUUAACAAACACUCAAUUUUAUAUGCAAUGGAUCCAGAAGUUUUAAGGACAAAUUAAGUUAAUUUUAUGGAUGCGGGUGGCGCUGUGGGUUAAACCACUGAGCCUAGGACUUGCUGAUCAGAAGGUCGGUGGUUCGAAUCCCCGCGACGGGGUGAGCUCCCGUUGCUCAGUCCCAGCUCCUGCCAGCCUAACAGUUUGAAAGCACGUCAAAGUGCAAGUAGAUAAAUAGGUACCGCUCCGGCGGGAAGGUAAAUGGCGUUUCCGUGCACUGCUCUGGUUCACUUAGUUAUGCUGGCCACAUGACCCGGAAGCUGUACGCCGGCUCUUUCGGCCAAUAAAGCGAGAUGAGUGCCGCAACCCCAGAGUCGGCCAUGAAUGGACCUAAUGGUCAGGGGUCCCUUUACCUUAAGUUAAUUUUAUCAGAUGGGAUCACAUUGCCUCUGGUAGCAAUUAGAUUAAAACUUCCAAGAUGUAAGAACUUGUUGAAGUUUUGUGGUUUUAGGCUUAGAAGAAAUCACUACUCAAAUGAUAGAGUUCUAAAAGUGUUUUGAUGUUUUGCUUGUUUAGCCCCCUGCCCUUUAUGGUGCAGUCCCUAAAAACACAUCUACUCAUAAAUCCUGUUAAGCUCAGUUGGCUUAUUCCCAUGUAACUAGUUGCUUGUUAAAUAUUUAUAUCACCGCUAUAAUUCUCUCCUGUAAAUAACACCCAAGGAAAUAUACAAAUAAUUAUAUUAAUUAGAUUUAAAAUUUCAAUUCCAGAAACAUUAAUACAAGGGUCUUAUUUAUUAAUCCAUUUAUUAAAGUUUGCUGUCUCAAUAAUACAGAAUUGUGAUUCAGUAAGUGCUGUGAAAUCUUAAAUGUGUUGAAUAUUCAGUAUCAAAGAUCUAUUUUAAUAUAAACAUAGAGUUUUAGAAAAAAGAAAUAAAGCAGUAUCUUUCACAUUAAUAUAUUAACUAGUAGAUAAACCAUGACAAACCAAUGAUUAGUCUGGGGUUAACACAUAGUUAAGCACACAAGCCUAUUGUGCCAAAGGCCAUAUGGGAUUUCCUGUUAAUUUCAGAGUUUAUCCAUAAUUGCAAACCUUUUCUUUAGCUAGAUCAGAUCUCUUCAUGUUUGACGCUUGUAAAAUCAGGAGCUUUGGUAGUUUUGCUGAGAGCAUCUUGCACUUUGCAAUAGGAAAUUUAUUUACUGAGGAGGGGCCACUAGGGGCGCAUCGGAAGAUGGCUGACAAUAACAUCUCUCCGACCCACACGAGGUAAUUAAGAGGCUGUGAUGGGAGUAAACAGCCUCCCGGCCCCCACAAGUGGGUGGGGGGGACUGCCCUUGCCUGCUGUGCCCUAUACCACCCCCGAAUUUGAGGGCGUGGGGCACUAGGCAGAAAGCCCUUGUGCGGACUUCGGCGCUCCUGGACGCUGUCUCUGAUCCGCGCCUCUAGCUGCAGCAACUUCAAAAGAAACAAUUAGGAGGAAGCUAAUGCCCAUAUUUAAAGGAAGAAGGGGGAGUAAAGACUGCUUACUGAAGAGAUCUCUGAGAAACAAGACGGGUCGGAGGAACAGGAAUAAAUCAUUAGAAAACACACCAAGGCUCGGUAUGUUGGGCAACGGGACUGGAUGGGGGGGACGACUUUCUUUUCUCUAUGUGAUUAACCAAGAAUUCCCCCCACAAGUCAGAAAUGCUGUUUAAAUGACUUAAGCUGAGGAUUUAAGACUGUGUGGAGAUAAUUUUCUAACCAAAGCAUGUUUUAAGGAGACUGUGGAAAGUAUAAGAGCUUUGGAAUGAUGCAGCAAAAAAUAGUGUCGCCAUUUUGGCAAGCUCUGUUGAAAGACUUAUGUCUGGGAGGAGGGAUAGAUCUGUUUUCAUAUUGUGGGUGAGCCUCCUCAGAGGGACUAAAGAAGGCGACAGAUGCGAGACUGAUGAUGGAAAGAGUACUGUUAUUUAUGAAAGUGAAGAUAUGUGGAAACCAUCUCGAUAUGAUGAUUGGACGAACGGAAAAUUCACACAGGAUUAAAACUGGUGUUUACCUGCUUAAGGAGAUUAUCAGAAGAGAUCAUAAAGAAAAAAAGAAAAAUAUAUGAACAAGAUGAGAUGUGAGAACAGCAAGAUAGGACUGGAUAGAAUUAUGGACAUUAUUUGGACAGAUUUGUGGAUAUUAACGCAGCAGCAAGAAGUUGAUGGGAAUCCCCUUCGGAACUUGAAAUAUGGGUCCCCUCAACAAAAAUUUAAAAUUCGGCUUUGUAAUUCAAAAUUUAUGUGAUGUGAUUUGAUUUGAUUUGAUUGGUCGGUUAAUAAAAAUUAUUUUUUUAAAAAAAGGGAAAUUUAUUUACUGAAUAUAAAAAAGGUAAAGGUACCCCUGCUCGUACGGGCCAGUCGUGUCCGACUCUGGGGUUGCGCGCCCAUCUCGCUUAAGAGGCCGGGAGCCAGCGCUGUCCAAAGACACUUCCGGGUCACGUGGCCAGCAUGACAAAGCUACAUCUGGCGAGCCAGCGCAGCACACGGAAACGCCGUUUACCUUCCCGCUAGUAAGCGGUCCCUAUUUAUCUACUUGCACCCGGGGGUACUUUCGAACUGCUAGGUUGGCAGGCGCUGGGACCGAGCAGCGGGAGCGCACCCCGCCGCGGGGAUUCGAACUGCCGACCAUAUGAUCGGCAAGUCCUAGGCGCUGAGGUUUUACCCACAGCGCCACCCACGUCCCUUUACUGAAAAUAGAAUAUGUUUAAAGUACAGUUGCACCUUGCUUUUCAAAUGGAAUCUGUUUGGGAAAUCCGUUCAACUUCUGAAAAUGUUCAAAAACCAAGGUGCAGCUUCUGAUUGGCUGCAGGAGCUUCCUGCACUCAAGCGGAAGCUGUGUUCGAUGUUUGGGUUCCAAAGAACAUUCACAAACUGGAACACUCACUUCCGGGUUUGUGGCGUUCGGGAGCCAAAACAUUUGAGUCGCAAGGCGUUCAACAACCAAGGUACAACUCUACUUUUUUAAAGAAGAUCCAUCCUCUUUCCAAAUGCAGAUAAAGAAAGGAAUAAAAGGGAGGUCACCAUAGAAUGAUAUUUAUCAUUGUUAUGUGUUUGCCAUCUAUAGCAGCUCUUCUAGUAAAUCUCUCAGACUUUUAAAAAUUGUUCUUGUAUGCUGCCCUUCCAAGGAGCUCAAACGGCUUUUCAUGGGAAUCAUUACAUUGCAUUCUGUAAGGUUACUUAGUCUGAAAGUGAAUGAGUGACCCCAAAAGUGUGUGAAUUUGAUCCCAGCAGUAGCAUCCACAUCUGAAAUUCUAUCCACAGCACUGCACUGAGGCUGUGUUGGAGUUUUGAUGUGAUGGGUAGCUCUGGCAUAAUUCAAGGUCGGUUCUUCUCCAAAGCCAGCAAGUGACAAGUGGGAAGGGAGGGGGAUGGGCCACCAUGGUCCUUGACCACUGCUUUAUAACCUAUGAUUUAUUAUCAUGUCUCUUCUUACAGUCACUGCCUAAUUAUACCGUAUUUUUCGCCCUAUAGGACCUCAAAAAACUAGGUGCGCCUUAUGGGACGGUGCGUCCUAUAGGGCGAAAAAUACGGCACUUGCUCAAGUUCAUUGAUUUUGUUAUGAUCAAUCGUCAUUUUUUUUUAUUCCUAAGAAGCUUGAAUUUUUAUGCUAACUUUUAAAAAUUCUGUUUUGACAGUUCAUACUUCGGCCAGUACAGAUUCCAGUAAAUUGAAAGUUGUAGGAUCAACCAAUUUACCAGGUAUAAAGUAAAUAUUUUAAAUUCAUUCAUGUUAAUCUUUUGAAGUCUUUUGAACAAUGAAAAUGUUAUGGCUGGAUUUUAAAAUACUGUUUUCUUUAAGGUCAGUUAUACUAUUUAUAUGAUUAUUCUGUGACACUAAGACUGCAAUCCUAAACAUCUAACUUGGGAGGAAGCCCAUUGAACUCAGUGGGACUCAUGUCUGAGUAGACAUGCAUAAGAUUGCCAUGUUAGAGUGGUAUUGACUAUUGCAGAAUAAUAUACUUGCCAAAAAUAAUUCUAAAUUUUUAAAAAUAGUAUUUAACUACAUUAAAACUUAGAAUGAGGGAGCGUCAAAAACAUAUUCUUGAACAGUGCUGCUUUCAUUUGAUAGGUGGCCAAAGCAAUAUGGAAUGAUAUAAAAAGGUGUUUGAAGUUGUACACGUGACUUCGUAUUUUGACAGAACAAUUACCAGAUUUUCCCUGUUUCCCCUUUAACGUGUACACAUUUUUUUCCUGCUACUUGUGUCUAGUAUGGUUUAGAAAGUCUUGGUUUUAUCUUUGUUGAGGGUAUGUAGGACUGGAUCCAGUUGGCUUUUUAGCAUGUGCCAUUAAGCAUGUUCAAACAGUUCUGAGUUUGUAGGAGAGCUGCCUAUGUGUUUGUGGAAGGGAACAGAUGCUAGAAGAGGGGAAAGGACAAGACCAGGAAGGUAGAAAUAAAAUAGACAGGCUGCAAUUAGAACCAGAAAGGAAAGAGACUGAUUCUGGGAGUAAGGGAAUAUUGCCUGGGCUGGUGAAUGGAACUACUAUGCUAUGGACAUUUAGAUGUGGGUGCAGGGAGAAAAGCCAUACAUCUAGGAAAUAAAAACAAAAAGGGGUUCUUGUGAGAAAAAGUCACAAGUAAGUAAGUGUGAUGGGAUGAUGAGCUGCUUGUGCGUAAAAUCGUAUCCCCUCAGAGUUUGUUCAAGUCCACAAACCUCUGUCUGUGACAGAGCCCCUCAGACAUGGCUACUCUAGUCACUAGCAGAUUCCGACAGUGGUUGCUUUCGUAAUCGCUUCCAACAUAAAAGCUCCUUAACGGAAACACGUCUUCUGGAAUCUCUGCGUGACAGUUUCCGGCGAGGAGUGGGUGUUCUUACAGGAGGUCCUGAAACCUCUCCACUGUUUUCGCUGGAAGUGUCUCUGAGCCAUCCCUCCAGCUCAGCUCCUCUCCCCUGCUGGUUCCCUCAUCAGCUGCUGCGUCUCUCCCAACCUGUGUGAGCCCUUUCACCUCCCUGUUGGUUUCCUCUUCAGCUGCUGCGUCUCUCCCAACCUGUGUGAGCCCUUUCACCUCCCUGCUGGUUUCCUCUUCAGCUGCUGCGUCUCUCCCAACCUGUGUGAGCCCUUUCACCUCCCUUCCGUCCGAUGGCAGUUCCCUGACAUCCACCUCCCCUCCAGGGCCCCCUUCACCCCCUCUCGCCCCCUCCUCUACGGGCGGUGAGGAGGCAAAACCCCGGAAUGAACUUCCUUCAUCUUCCGAUGUCUCGAACACUUCUCUCAACCUGUUGCGGUUCCUGGUCUCGAAGUACACCUCCUCCUCAGAGUCCAUCUCCCCUUCCCCUUCCGAGUCCGGGAAUCCUUCCAACUCCUCCCCUUCAUCAGUGGUCCCAAAGUAUUCCCUCCGGAACCUCUCCACAGGCUGAGGUUUCCUUGGGAACCUUUGAUGGAACGUUUCUAUCAAUACCUCGUCAUUGAUAUCUUCAGCCAUUACCCAAGUGUUUUCUGACUCCGGUUCUCCUUCCCACGCUACCAAAUACUCCACCUGAUCCCCCUUCCACCUGGCGUCGAGGAUUUCUGCCACAUGGCUGCUGCAUUCUCUUUCUUCUACGACCGGUCCCCGAGUGGCCAGCCCUUCUCGUCCCCCUUCGUACGGUGACAGUAACGACCUGUGAAAUACUGGGUGCAGUUUCAUGUGGUUGGGUAACCGGAGCCUGAAAGCCACUGGGUUGACCUGUUGAAUGACCUCAAAGGGACCCAACCUCCUGGGUCUUAAUUUCUUACAACCUCCUUUGAACGGCAACCCUUGGGUUGACAGCCACACCCUAUCUCCCACCCUUAUGGUUUCACCUUCCCUUCGGUUCUUGUCUGCCUGCCUCUUGUAUUCUUCCUUCGCCCUUUCUAAGUUGAGUUGGAGCUGACGAUGGAUUGCUUCCAUUUCUUCCACAAAAUGCUCGGCUGCCGGGACGCUCCAUCUCUCCCCUCUCCCCUGGGAAAGCCCUGGGAUGACACCCAUAAUUAGCCAAGAAGGGGCUCAUCCCUGUGGACACAUUCUCGGCAUUGUUGUAGGCAAAUUCCGCCAGCGCCAACUUUUCUACCCAGUCAUUCUCUCUGUCAUUGACAUAACACCUCAGGUAUUGCUGGAGGACACCGUUUGCUCUUUCCGCCUGCCCGUUGGUUUCAGGGUGCCGGGCAGUCGAAAAAUUGACCUCCACCUGCAGUAAGCUCAUGAGCUUCCUCCAGAACCUGGAAGUAAAUUGUUUUCCUCGGUCUGAGACCACCCUCAAUGGCACCCCGUGCAACCUAAAAAUGUUUUCUACAAAUAACUUCGCUGUCUCUUCCGCCGUGACUGCAUGCGAGCAAGCUACAAAGUGGCACAUCUUUGUUAGUAGGUCUACCACCACCAUGAUGGCUGUUUUCCCUUUGGACUUCGGCAGAUCAGUCAUAAAAUCUAUCGACACUGCCUCCCAAGGUCGUUCUGGGGUUGGUAAGGGUUCUAAUAGCCCCGCCGGCGCCCGCCUUUCCCCUUUGGCUCGCUGGCAUUGCUCGCACCCUCUUACAUACUCACGUACAUCUUCCCUCACCUUAGGCCACCAAAAUUCCCUGGUGACCAACCACAUGGUUUUGUGUUGUCCAAAAUGCCCCGCCGUAGGGCUGUCGUGCAACUGCUUGAGUACCCUCCCCUUAACUCUCCUUCAGGGAUAUACAGUGCCCCUUUGUAAUACAAAGCUCCAUUUCUUUCCUCGAAACCCCUGGUUCCUCUCCAUCACCCCUAAGACCUCUGAGCUUAUUCUGGGCGUAUUCAUCAUUCUCUGUUUCCUCUACCAGUUCUCUUUGUCCCACCAAUGCCGCCCCACACACCCAGCGGUCUUCUGGAAUGACAUGUCUCUCUUCGGGUGCCCCUCCCCUCCAAAUAUUCAGGUUUGCGUGAGAGAGCGUCCGCCCUAAUGUUCUCUGGGCCUGGCACGUAACUAAUCUCAAAGUUAAAUUUGGAGAACUCCUGGGCCCAUCUCACUUGCCGUUGGUUGAGCACUCGUGCCGUCCUCCAAUACUCUAGGUUCUUGUGGUCAGUGCACACUUGCACCUUAUGUUGUGCGCCAAUUAGCAGGUGCCUCCAUCUCCGGAACGCCUCAUGAAUGGCUAGUAGUUCUCGGUCAUACACCGUGUAGUUCCUCUCGGAUUUGUUCAGCUUUCGCGAAAAAAGGCACACGGUCUCCACUCUGACCCCUUCUUGCCUGGCUGCAGAAGCACCGCCCCAAUCGCUCUGUCUGAUGCGUCAGUUUCCACUCUCAUCGGUUUUUGUAAAUCCACAUGCAGGAGUUGUUGUUCCGAGGCGAAGGCCCUUUUAGUUCCUCAAAUGCUCGCUCCGCCUCCUCAGUCCACACGAACUUCUUCUUACUGCUGAGACAGUCCGUAAUGGGCGCCGUCAGGUGGGCAAAGUUUCGGAUGAACUUACGAUAGAAGUUCCCAAAUCCUAGGAACCUCUGCACAUCCUUCUUUGUUUUGGGUGCUUUCCAUUCCAGCACAGCCUGGACCUUGCCGGGAUCCAUGGCCAAUCCCUUGUCUGACAGGCGAUACCCCAGGAAUUCCACCUCCUUGGUAUGAAACUGACACUUCUCCAGUUUCACCCACAGCUGGUUGGCUUGCAGCCUGCUCAACACUUCUCUGACGUCUCUCACAUGCUGCUCCUCAUUCUCAGAAUACACCAACACGUCGUCUAAAAAGGCCACACAAUUCUUGUAAAGCAAAGGCCCCAGGACGUGGUUCAUAAACGAUUGAAAGGUUGCGGAGCCUGCUUGGAGGCCGAAGGGCAUAACCAAAUAUUCAAAUGCCCCUAAAGGGGUGAACAUAGUGGUUUUCCAUUCAUCCCCCUUCCUUAUUCGUACCAGGUUGUACGCCCCCCUUAGGUCCAGCUUUGUAAAAAUCUUUCCCUUCCGCACCCUUGUCAAAAUGUCGUCAAUCCUGGGCAUAGGGAAGGCUACUGGUUCUGACACUGCAUUUAAGGCCCUGAAGUCACACACCAGCCUCGGCUUGUUCGUGUUUUUCUUAUCCACAAAAACACUGGGCUGCCCCCCACCGCCCUGGACUCUCUGAUGAACCCUCUCUUCAGGUUCUUGUCAAUGAACUCUCUUAACUCCUGCAUCUCUCUGUCUGACAUGGCGUACAGCUUGCCUACAGGGAGCUGUGCUCCAGGGAGUAAGUUGAUUUGACAGUCAAAGGGUCUAUGCGGGGUAGUUGGUCAGCUUCCCUUUCGCUGAAGACGUCACGGAGAUCUGCAUAUUGUCGUGGUACCUUCACGUUCUCUGUUACUUCAGUCCCUGCUAGGGUGGCUUGGACCCCUGCCAAACCCUUUCCCUCUUUGCAGUGUUCUAAGCAAUGUGCUGAACCAAAAGAAACCACUCUCUGAUGCCAGCCCACCAGCGGAUCAUGUAACGCUAGCCAGCUCAUCCCCAAUAUAAUGGGAGCUCCUCCCAAGGUGGCCACAUUAAAAGCUAUCAGUUCGGUGUGCCUUGCUACCUUCAUUAUCAUUGGGACGGUCUGCAAGCUGACUUCUCCACCCAACAGCUCCCUGCCAUCGAUCGUGGUCACCUGCAGGGGGCUGCUUAAAGGGAUUGUCUGUAUCUGGUGUUCAGCUGCAAACUCUUUGCUCAUGAAAUUGCAGGAGCUGCCUGAGUCCAACAGCGCCUUUAUCUUUAGAGGGUGUCCGUUUGGCAGCUCUAGCGUCACUUCUAUCACUAGGGCGGGUUUAGGAGGUUCUGGCGUGGGCACUCUCACUGCUCUUUGGCCUGGCUGCUGUGCCCUGACAGUGGCAGCCAGGCGUUGGCUUUUACUUGCUCCGGUAUAUUUUCCUCUCUUCCAUCCACAGCCCCUACCAUCCCUUGCCAUUCUUUCCUCUGGGGGCAGACUCUGGCAAAGUGACCUGGCUGUUGGCAGAGAUAGCAUUUCCGGGCGCCUUUUCCCUCCUUCUUUGCCCCCUCACUGGGCUUUGAAACUGCGCGCGCGCGCUGUUCCGAUUUCCAUCGGCUCUGCCGGUGGGAAAGUUGGCUCUGGAAUGUCUGGAAUGCGGAACUCCUUCCAACGUUCCCCUUUCCCUUCCCGCCUCUCCAAUGCUCUCGCCUCCUGGCGCGCUCCUAUGGCCAGCGCUGAUUUGGUCAGCUGGUCCAUAGACUCCGCCCUGGGCGCCCGGGAAAGUUCGUCUUUCACAGCCGAAGAAAGCCCUUCUUCAAAGAGCAUUUGAAUGGGUUCCGCCGAUAAGUCCCACCCCAAUCUGUGAACAAGCAUGGUGAACUCAGUCCAGUACUCACGGACAGAUCGGCUCCCCUGUUUGCAACCCAUUAACUGUCUGCGCACCACUCCCUUUUCAAUAUCGCUGGAAAACAUCAGAUCCAUGGCGCGAAAGAACUUCAUCGUGUCUUUUAAGACGUCACUAUUCGCUGCCAUCAGGGGUCUAACCCAGUCUCUCGCCCCCUUUUCAAGAUGCUCAAUCACGAAAGCCACUCGUGAUUCCUCGUCAGGAAUUCAUCAAACUGCAGAUUGAGGGCAUAUUGCAUUUCUGUCCGAAAACCAUGAUAGUUUUGGGCUCCCCCAAACUUCUGCACCAAUCCUGGUACCUUUCUGGCGAAAUGGGUGGCUUUCCCCCUUUGUCUGCAUCCUGAGCCCUCCUCUCCUCAAGCCUCGCCGUCUGCAUCGCUAGCUGGACCUCCAACAUCUGGUACCUUUCUUCCAGGCUUGGACCCGCUCCAGCUCCUGCUUCUCCGGUUCCGGCUGGGUUGCUCAUGAUACCUUCUCCUGCACAAGCUGCUUUCAAAGACUGUCGGAAUGCUGUGAUGGGAUGAUGAGCUGCUUGUGCGUAAAAUCGUAUCCCCUCAGAGUUUGUUCAAGUCCACAAACCUCUGUCUGUGACAGAGCCCCUCAGACAUGGCUACUCUAGUCACUAGCAGAUUCCGACAGUGGUUGCUUUCGUAAUCGCUUCCAACAUAAAAGCUCCUUAACGGAAACACGUCUUCUGGAAUCUCUGCGUGACAGUUUCCGGCGAGGAGUGGGUGUUCUUACAGGAGGUCCUGAAACCUCUCCACUGUUUUCGCUGGAAGUGUCUCUGAGCCAUCCCUCCAGCUCAGCUCCUCUCCCCUGCUGGUUCCCUCAUCAGCUGCUGCGUCUCUCCCAACCUGUGUGAGCCCUUUCACCUCCCUGUUGGUUUCCUCUUCAGCUGCUGCGUCUCUCCCAACCUGUGUGAGCCCUUUCACCUCCCUGUUGGUUUCCUCUUCAGCUGCUGCGUCUCUCCCAACCUGUGUGAGCCCUUUCACCUCCCUUCCGUCCGAUGGCAGUUCCCUGACAGUAAGGGAGUAAGGGUUUCACCAGGCAGUCUCUGAGGUCAAGAGACUAUUUGAGGUUCUAAGGAUCCUGGGGACCUGGCAAAAAAAAAAAAAAAAAGGGACACCAGGGUUGGCACCUUCUAAAUAUGGAGCAGAAUGCACAAGAAAAGGUGAAGAUGCAACGUAUGGCUUGAGAAUUAAUCUUGCAAUCAAAAUACUUUUCUGUUUAAAGCACGGGUGUCAAACACAAGGCCCGCGGGCCGAAUCUGGCCCGCCAGACCUCAUCAUAUGGGCGGCUGCCAGUCUAGGGAUUUGUUGUCUCGGCAGUUUCCCGCGAAGCCGCCGCUUUUAUCUCGCGAUAUUUGGAAAGCGCGCAGUUUUUCCCCCUCAUCCGCCCACUCCGCCGGAAGCGCUGCGAGGCGCUUGAAACCCGGCGCGAGUCGAAAGCGGCGGCGCGAUGCCCAUGGAGGAGAAUGGCGGAGCCUCGUCCGGGAGUGGCGCAGGUGGGGAGCCUCCAAGAGAGGCCGGGCUGCCUCCUCAGGGUCCGGGGGGAGGGUUUUAUUGUGGGCUAAGGGGUCUCCUGAGCAUGUGCAGAGCGCUCUCUGCCUCGCCCGCCCCCCCCAGCAGAAAGCCCGCGAAGAAAAGCCCAGCAGCAGCAGCACCCUUCUUUUUAUCGCUUAUUGUGCAGGCGCGGCUGCCUCCCCGAUAUAGAUAUAGAUAUAGAUAUAGAUAUAGAUAUAGAUAUGAGAGAGGGGGAAGUCAGAGAGGUGGAAAAAAUAUGGGGCUGGUGUCGGUGGGAUUGUAACCUCCCUCAUGAGGAUAAGUAGGAAUUUAGCAAAGUAGGGUGCAGCUUUCCUCCCCCCUCCAAAAAAACAAACAAACAAACAGAAAAGUUUGUAGCACUGAUCCUGAAGCCAAAGUACAAUUUUAGCAUGCUGCUAUUAUUUUCCACCUCAUUUCGCUUUGUAGCUGGUGACCGGUAUCCAUUACUUGUUGUUUGUAUUCUUGAUGAAUGCUAUAUUAUAAAAAGACAACAACAGGGGGGGACAACGGAAGAAUUCGGGAAAUAGAUGGUGGCAAAGGGGUUGGAGGUCUUUUAAGAUAGAGCUUUCAGGAGCUAGAACCAACAAGUACUGUGUCGUGUGUGUGUGUGUGUGUGUGUGUGUGUGUAACACAUAACAAGAAGCAACAAGUACUGUGUUUAUAUAUGGGUUAUUUUGUGCUAGUUCUUAAGGCAGGCAUAUCCAAAGUCUGCUUUGGGGCCCAAUUCGGCCCUCCGGCCGGUUUUAUCAGGCCCCUGUGGCAGUUCAUUCAUUUAUUGCUGUCAAAUCCUUUAAAAAGGUCAAUAAAGCUUGGGGGGACAUGCCCCAAAAAGCUCUUCAAUCCUAAAAAAAAGCUCAACUUUGGUCGGCCCUCAUGCAUGUUCACUUCCAUCAAAUCUGGCCUUCUUUGAAAAAUGUUUGGGCACCCCUGGUUUAAAGCAUAGCCUUGUUUUUAUUAGUAGAAUUCCAUUGAACUUUUGAUGUACUUUGCUUUGCCUACAAUUGAUGAUUAAAUUAUACUGUAUUUUCAGUCAAAGUAUACGUCAGGUUGAAUCAUAACAGUCCACGUAUUCUAUGUGUAACAAAGCGUCUGAGAAAUUCAGAAUUGAUCGAUCCAAUAUUUCAGUGGCAUGGACCUGGAGGUGACCUGGUUACAGGUAAGGUUACUUACCCUUUUAAGUCCAGCUGGCUGCAUUUGGAUGUUGUACUAAACUGUUUAGUGAGAUGUGACUGAGCCAUGCUACUCUGUAUCCAAACCUCUCUAAUUGCUUAGAAUUGAGGUAAAAUGACACCACCCACACCCUGCCCCCGCUUGGAAAAAGAACUCAGUGUUUCAGUGUUCCCCCCCCCCCCCCCGAAAAGAGAUAAAUUCUGGUUAAAAUGUUUUCUUACAUAUAUGAGCCAGUUUUGCCCUGCCCUUAAAGACUUUGUUGGUAAAUCCAUGGCAUGGCUUUUGUCUGGGGUCUAACGGUGAAUUUUAGGGGUAGAUUCUAAACUUGAGGUGGUUCUGUCAAUUUUGUUGUUUUUGCUUGAAAGGUUUGCUGCUCCCAAGCACACACCUUUAGCUGCUUGUUCUAGGCAAGGCUUGACAUCUGGCUAGCAGCUUUUACAUAAUUGAUGGGGGGGCUAGUUGGUUUUUUUCAUCUUGUGUACAUUCUUACCAAUGAAAAGUGAAUUAUUCUUUGCAUUUUUCCAUUGUAUGGAAUCAAAUACAAUGUUUUGGAAUUUGAAGGUCUGCAGACUAUUAAUAAACUUGAACUGACCUACUUCAGAGUGAAGACUGAAUUGGAUUCUUCUGCCCUUAGCAAUGGAGUUGCAUAAGUGAAUUGUAUUGGCUGAGCUGGAUUGGCAAGGCAGCUAUAGCAGUGGCUCGCUUCUCCGAAAGGGUAUGGGAAAAUGUGAUGCUAAUGUUCAAUACUAAGAUGAAGGUCUACCAGGCUUUAUCAAGGUGUUGAGCCCAUUGCUUUAUGGAAGUGAGUUGUGGACAACUUAAAACUUUCAGGAGUGAUGCCUCAAUGCCUUCCACAUGCGCUGCGUCAGGAGGAUUUUGGGUGUCACAAGGCAGGACAGAAUUCCAAACAAAGAUGUGCUUUCCCAAAUUCUGAGCAUGUUUACACUCCUGUCUCAGUGACAUCUACGCUGGCUUGGUCAUGCCCACAGGAUGCAAGAUGGCAGGAUCCCCCAAGGACAUGCUUUUGGUGAGCUGGCCCCAGGCCCAUUGGCAAACCAACUCUGAGUUACAAAGAUGUCUGCAAACUUGGCAUGAAGCCUGGCAACAUCAAUCCUGCCAUGUGGAAAUCCCUUGCAGAGGACUGCAGUACCCGUAGACAGUCAAGUUGUUAUCCAUAGCAGUGACCAGAGGAGAAAUGAGCACUGGUGGAGCAUAGAGAGAAGAAAUGCCAUAGUGCAUCUGCAACAGCACAACUGGAUGCCUUCCUCUACCCCAGCUGCAGCAAAACAUGUCUCUCCUGCAUCAGUCUCUACAGCCACAGCAGGUGCUGCAAUCUCCCAACAGCUUGACCUCACCUGCAAAGGUGCACUCCUCCCCAGACAGAUGGAUGCCAACAACAUGACAGUUUCAUUUGCUUGAGAUUUAUUUGAAAAUAAAAAACCCAAUAGCCAAUAAUGGCAGUGAAUUGGUGUACAAAAAGUUUCAUUUAGUAAUUUGGACUCUCAAAAGCCUUUCUUGUACAGAAUAUGUGCAAUCCUAAUGAUUUCUAAUUGUGGAAUUGCAAAAGCAAUUUUUAAAUAUGCUUUAGUUGCAUCUGGAAUUUCAAGGUGGAGGCUUUGCUUAUUCUUGGAUUUUCCUUCUCCCAAGAGACUAAGAGGCCUAAGGCAACCUUAAUGUGUCUGAGAUCAUGACUGUAUUCACAUGGAUUAAAAAAAUAUAUAUUGUACAAUAGUUUUGACUGAUCUUUCUUUAAGCUUGCCCUUGAACUUAUUUUCUGCUCUCCCUUUAGGCCAAACAGAACCUUCUUGAUGUUCCAAUAAUUACUACUAAAAGUUUUGCAACUAAAAUAGCUUGUUUGUUUGUUUGUUUGUUUGUUUGUUUGUUUGUUGUCCUUUGUCCCAUACUUCCUCCUGAAAGACCUGUGCUCAAAUGUUCAUUGCAAUCUGCAGCUGCAUAGUACUGACUUAGAUUCCUCAUAGGAAUUAAAUUAUCGUGUCAGAAUGUCUUGAUUUCCAUGCUAAAUUGUGCCCACCCCAGUCCCAUAUAAUGGGAUUAAAGUGGCUGUGACUCUUGUUGGAUCAACAUCUCUGCUUGCUUAGCCAUGGGGUGUAUGUGCUGGACCUUCAAAUUCUACUUUGCCUGUGUAUUGUACCAAUUUGAAUAUUGAAGGUUUUAGUAGAAAUUGUAAUCUAAGUUGAUUUCUUUCAGUUCUUCAUCCAGUGGGAUACAGGACAGUUUGAACCUACACUUCCUUGAGAGGGGUUAUCAAUGUUCUAAUAAUAUAGGAUUGUCCAAUAAAUCGGAACAAUGAUACUUUCUGGGCAGAAAUCUCAGCUCAGUAUUCUUGGAGAGGCAUCCUGGGAGAAUGUCAUGAGUGAAAGGAUGUCUAUUAGCUCUGUUGUGUUUAUUUGAACAUGAUAACUUACUGUCUACCUAUUGUGUCCCCAGCAAUUCAUUUUUUUAUCUUUAUUAUUUAUUUAACAUUUUAUUAAGAUAAUUUCAAUUAUAAAAAGAUAGAGUGAGAAAAAAGAAAGAAAAAAGUGAGAAUAAAAAAAAGAAAUAAUACUCUUACAUUACCAUACAUUAAUAUUCAGAUGUGUAUAUUCUUAUUAUCCUAAUGUACAUAUAAUUGUCAGUAACCUAAUAUAUUCUGUGUAAACUCAUUCCAGAUAUUAUUGUAUUUAUCCAAAGAAAGUCUCUGUCUAUAAGCUGCCUGUUCAUAUGUUGCCAAUGUUGUCAUGUUGUCAAGUCAUUGAUUAAGGGGAAUCAUAUUCUUUCAUUUCAUCAGUACUAGUCUCUUGGCCACCAUUAGGGUGCAUAGGAUCCAUUUUUGCUGUUCUGACGUCAAUUUCGAUACAAUGGGUAUAUAAGAGCACCUCUGAAAAUCUUACAUUUUCCCAUAGUGUCUUGUUUAUAUAGUCCAGCACUUUCUCCCGAAACUUAGUAAGUGUGGGACAUAGUAAAAGCAUAUGUUUCAAAGAAACAUUUGAUAGGCCUUUCUUAUACAAGUGUCAGGGUGUUCAGUAGAUUCUAUAUAGUAGUUUAUGUUGUGUAAAUCUUAAUUUAAGACCCACUGAUACAUCUGAUACCAAAGCCAAGACAUUUUCCCAUUGUCUAGGUAAUAGUGAACAUUCCAAUUCUUAAUUUCAAUCAUUUCUUAAGCUCUGCGUAUGAAACAUAUUUGUUGAUAAUAUCUCUAAAAAGUAAUCACUGACUUUUUAGUUUCAAAUGAAUUAUCCAUUUGCACCAAAAAUUCAGGUGUCUCAGAUGCUGUGAAGGCUGCUGGACCAAACAAAGUUACUAAAAGAUGUUGUAGCUGCAAGUAUUGCCAUUGGGCCACCUCUGGCUGAUGGUGUUUUUCUCUCAGAGCAUCGUACGUACAAAAUUGGUCUUCCUCAUCUAUCACUUGGUCCAGGGUCAAUACACCUGCUAUCAUCCAGUUUUUCCACAUUACCAUCUUUUUUCCAAUUAUUAAAAUAGGAUUUUCUCACAGAGUAGGUUUAGCAUGUGCAAAUGAAUCAAAUUUAUUUUUAUUAGCGAAUAUAUUCCAUAUCUUUCUAACUGGCUUAAUUGUUUCAAGAUUUGUUGGAACUUUCAAAUAUUUUGAUUGUAAUAUUGUCCACCCAACUAAAGGUGUUAUAUAUUUAUACUCCAACCUUGCCCAACUUAGGAGAUUACAACCGUCAGCAGGUCUCCAGUGUUUGAUACUUGUCAAUAAAUAAGCAUGAUAGUAUAAUUCCAAAUUUGGAAUUCCAAAUCCACCUUCCUUAAUUUGUAAUUGCAUUUUCUUCAACAAUAUUCUCGGUGCGUUUUCUGGGUAUUCCUAGAAAAAUGGUGUAUGUGUGUUAAGCUGUUGUGGAAAUACCUUUUUGGGUGGGUAUGAGGCCUCACUGAGUUAGGAAUGUGUGUGGCCAGUUUAAUCUUUAUUCUUGAAAACUAAUGAGUCCCAUAGAAAAAGCAAUAUUCACAGAAAUCUAUACAUAUUUGUGAGAUAUUGGGACCUUAAAGUGUAAUCACUUGUUCAUGCAUAAUUUUACUAUCCAUGAGGUACUGAGAUGUAGUUAGCCUUGGAAUAAAUAUGGAAAGGUUGCAGUAUGAAGCAGCAGUUGGGUGGUGGUAAUUUCUUUUCAGUAAAACUAACUUUGUUACAUUUUUUGAAAUAGAAAAUCAGACUGUGAAAAUAACACCAACAGGAACUUUGCUAUUCCGACACUUCAAAAAUGAGUUCAGUGGAGUCUACACAUGUUCUCUUGUUUUUAAGCCAACCAUUGAACAAGAUGAAAAAAGCUAUUUAAUCAAAUAUAUCAUUUAUGGUAAGAAAUUCACCUUCAUUUCUGAACCAUUUUCCCUUUUAAAAAUAUUAGUGGAUUUGUUGGAAUUAUGAGGGGAAAUCAGUGCAUAGUUAAAAAUCCCAGUUGAGUUUGGUGAUGGGCUUCAUUGUCCUCAUUUCACCCUUAAUGAGCAAAAUCAAAACCAUUUACAUUUGAUUCUCAUUGAUAGACAACACGUGGUAUAUCCCAAACAGAUUUUCUUUAGUCUUCUCAAUCAGAAGUUCUAGACUGGGGGUUACCAACCUGGUGCCCAUGGGCGUCAUGGUGUCUGCAAAGGCCUUUGUUGGUGUCCCCAGGAAGCACUCUCUGACUUUUGAGUUGACAGGGAGCAUAUUCCAGAUACCUGAAUUCCUAGUUUUCCUAACUUUUAAGCAACUGAAAUAAAGUUCAUGUUUUAUUAGGAAUUAGGAAUGCACGGGGGGGGGGGGGCUUUUUUCCUUUGCUGUGGACUCCCAGCUCCCAUUUGCGCAAGCCGACUUAGCCAUUGAUCAGGGAUGACGGGAGUUCUGUAGGGGUCCCCAUCCCUGCUGUAGUCAGCACUUCCUAGAGAGCUGGUUAUUUUCUUGAAUUAAAGUUUUGCUGCUGCUUCCUUCUAAACUUAUUAUUUCAUACUUUUCUAGGAAUUGGAGUGAAAGGAAUUGAAUUGGGCAGAUCUUAUAUUAUUGUGGCUCUCUGUAGCAGCUGAGCAGCCCUGUGGUGCAAUUGGCAUCUGACCCAGAGCUUGCAUAGGUGUAGAUGUCACCUGUCAGCAGAAAUCUGAGCAUGGUGGAACAUUUCUGAUCUGCUGUGCUCAUGAGAAACACAGCUUAGAACCAACCACUGUAAUCAUGGGCAUACUGAGUCAGGCAUUAUAUCCAUUGCACUGUGUCUGUUGGACUGCUCAGUACAGAGGUAUUUUCAAAAGGUUGUUAAAAUUACAAUUAGAGUUCCAAUAAAACAUUCUAAACAGAUGCAUCUGUCUGCUUCUGUUUCACUCUUUUUUGUUUUGUGAAACCAAUCAUUCUUUUUUUUUUUUAUUUUAAAUAAAUUUUUAUUAAUUUUCCAAACACAAAAUAAAAAGACAAACAAUACACAGUACACCGACAUACAAACAUAUAAACAUGUAUAAUUUCAUAACCAUUUUUUCAUAAACCUUACUUUCCGGACUUCCCCAUACCUCCCCUUUUCUGCAUCCUUGUUAAAAACCAAUCAUUCUUUUGUAUUCUCUUCGUUUUUAAAACAAGUUGUCUCUGAGAUAUUCUUAUGUACCAUUUCCCUGCAAUUAUCAUUACAUUUAGAUCUCCCCCAUCCACCAAGGGAAUCGAAGUGACAUACAUGGUCUUUCCUGGUCCUUCCCCCAACAACCCUGUGAGGGAGGAUAGGUUGACAUGUCAUAACUGACUCUAGGUCAUCCAGUGUACUUUGUGAUUAAACAGGGAUUUCUGCUUUCCACUUCUAGUCCCAAACUCUCUUGACUUAUCAAAACAGAUUGGGAGAUUGAGUUGUAAUGUAGGCCUGGAUAGGAAGAACUGCAUGAACCCUGGAUGAUGAAGAACUCUUUGGAUUUGUGUUUCUUGAAGAGCGGCCUUUAUGCUGCUGCUAAACUUCUUUUGAAACUAGGGGAAGUUUCAAAAGCAAUUUGAUGUAAGAUAUACUGUUCAUAAGAAAAAUAAUAACCCACACAGCCUAACCUCUUGGUUGUGCCUGUUGUAGUUUGGAUCUUUCAUGUAAUCUUUGGCUUGGAUGGCAUUUUCCAAGCGUCCGUGAAAACCAAAAGGUGUAUAAUAAAAGCAUGUGUUUGUUAAUCAACAGUUCAAAAUGUAACUCAAAUAAUUUUAUAAUACCAUCAAUAGAAGGGGAAAGCUGAAAUGUUAAUCUUGUGUUUUUCUUCUGCAGCUUACUCUGACCCUAACUUUUACUAUGAGUUUACAGCACGAUAUCAUGCAGCUCCCUGCAACAGUAUCUAUAACACUUCAUUUGAGAAGAAGUUGCUUCAGAUACUGACCAAGCUUGUCGUUGAGCUAUCCUGUGAGGUUGCAUUACGCAAAUCAGAAUGCCAUCAUGUAAAAAUGCAGAGAGCUGGAAUGCAAAAUGAAAUCUUCUUCACUUUUACAGGUAAAAUUUGUUGCCUUUUGAAGAAUUGCUUGAAUAAAAAAUGUUGUGAUACAUGUAUUAAAAAUGUUUUACUGCCAUCAGCCAGAUACAUGGAAAGGCACUAUUUGUACAAAUGCUGUCUGAAAAGUGUAUAUAAUAAGUAACUUAUUUGAAUGCACAGUUGGUACUGCAUUUUUGGUAACUUUCCUGUUUUGUUAAUUGAUUGGAUUAUUUUAAAAUAUUUUGUGAAUCAGAACAUACUGUUUGAGAUUUCAGUUGUUUCUUUGGAACAAAUUUUUUAACCAGCUUUUAAAAAACCACUUUCUCAUUUAUUGACCCAUAAUGGCCUGCUUCUCAAGCCAAACUCUUCCAAACAGCGGCUUAGUGUGUCCACACAUACCCAGAAAGGAGCUUGCAGCCCUAUUGCGCCUCAGUCCUAAUUGUUGUUACACCACAUGGAACUGUUUUCUGAUUUGGGGCUCAUGGGUCAGUUCUCUUCUCGCUAACCAUGAGCUAUAAUCAAGGUUUGUUCCUGGUUACAGCUCGUGUUUAGCAAGGAAAGAGCCAGGGAUGAGCAGAACAGCUGCACGUUCCUCUCCAGGAGCCUCCACACGUUUUGCUCCACCAGGGCUUAGCUAAGGUUGCGUAGGGUGAACCAAACCAAAUCUUUGGCUACGAAAAUAAUAGUGAUCUAGUUGCCCUUCAACAUGUAGACUUUUUAGUAGCAAAAUAUUGCAGCUUGUAUCACAGACCAUAAUGGAUGCCAAUCCUGAAACUAUUCCAAGACUCAAACGUUAAAAAAAUGUCUCUGUGUUGUCACUGAAAAUAGUUGGGUGCUCUUUCAAUUUUCUGAAUAUACCGGAAAUCUUUCACUCAAAUAAGGUACAAAUAGAGUUGCAAAUUGAGUUGUUGCUCAAGAUCAGAGAAACAGAGAAUGAUGUUACUGACGUGAUACUGAAGAGUAAUGUUAGUAUGUCAUUUUUAUUGUACGGCAGCAUUUUAGUUCUUAGUAGCAAUAACACAGGGUGGUGGUAUCAGUGCACUAAAUGCAUUGAUUUCAGUGGGUCUAUUCUGACUAUGACUGUUGGAUAUCACCCUCAGUUUUUCCACAUUUUUAAGCCAUUGCAGGAUUGGUGUAUGGCUUUCAAUUGAUUUAUUUUUUACGAUAGCACUGUCUUAAUUUCGUAGCAAGAUCCAUCUCCACAGUUUUGCAUUAUCACUGCUUUUAACAUUCUAAGCUCUAUGUCUGGGCUAGAGCAGAAUUAACCUAUUUAACAUCAGAAUGGGCUUAGUCCUAAUCAAAAGUAUGUGGAAGGAAAUGUAUGACUAUGUAUAUGUAUUUCUUAAAAACAAUGAAGAUGAGAGUUAAGGGACUUAGAAAUGUGCAAAAACACAUUGAAGUUGUAAGUUAAGGUGUUAACUUUUGUGCAAAAUGUUUUCCAGCAGGCAUGGGAAACCACCCUGUGGGUCAUACAAGGCCCUCCAGGCUGCUUUCUCAAAACCAUGCUCACCUGCCCCAUACCUGGUGGCUGCAGAAAAUAGGCUUGCACAUCAGUCCAGUUCGAGCAGUAUCCUCCCCCACCUCCAACUUUGAUGGGUGGGCAAGAAUACCCACCUCUCAAUUACCUGGUGGCGAUAUGAUGCCAGAUGAUUGACAGGUGGGUAAUCUCACUCACCUGUCAUAGUUGGCCCACUAGGGUGGGAGAGAGAAAGAACUCGCCUGUCGGGCCCAAACAUUUCUCCACUCCUGAAAAAGCAACAUCCUCUUUCAGUUGUAUGGGUAUAAGAAUAUAAUUGUAAAAUUCCUAACAGUUGGUGACCCUUGAAUAAGAAAUAGGGCUUUUUUAAAAACAAUCAAGUGGUAUAUAAAUAAAUAAACAACUUCAUAAAAUUCCUGAGAUUUAUUAAGAAAUGUGGCUUAAAGGUUUUAAAUGGAUGCAGUUAAUGACCUUGGAAAACAUGAAUGCUUUAUGUUGUGCAAUGUGUGUUGCUUCCCUUGUAAAGCAGAACAUUAUUUUACAGUUGCUUCUUUAGAUACAGAGAAAGGCAAAAGUGUGUGUCAGAAAAGUGCAUGCGACGUCACAAGAAGAUUACGAAAGGUAGUGUAGAUCCACUUAAAGGAAAUAAAAGUCAGCAGAAGUUUACCAUUGUUUCUAACUCUUCAUCAUUUAAAAAGGGAUUGGAAUGUUUAAAAAGGUAAUAAUGAUGACCCCUGGCUUUGAUGACUUCAAAGGGGGAUGGGAUGCAUUCAUGGAGGAUAGCUUUGUCAACAACUGUUAGCUAUGUGGAGCCUCUGGGUUAAAAGGCAGUAGACCUCUGAAUACAAGUUUCUGGGAACUGUGGUGUUUAGUCUUUGUGUUCUGUUUAUAAGAUUUCCCAAGGUACCUAGUCAGGCACUGUAAAAAAACAGGGUGCUGGACUAGAUGUUGGUCUGAUCUAGCUGUGCUGUUGCAUUGUAAGGUUAUGAGAAGAUGGUUCCAAAUUUCCUAAUAAGUCCUUGCACCCUCAAAAAAUAGUUUUAGAAGCCAGUUGUUGACACACAUUAUACAGUAGCAUCACACAAUGGAUUUGAAUGCAUAAUAGAAGCAUGUUCAUGGAAGGAGGAAGAAAUUGCUUGCAGCAUGUUGAGUUCUCCAUGGCUUUUAUUGUGCAAUAGUGGGUAAACUGAAUGAACUACAAAGCUGAGAGAGGGCAGAAUUUCCUUCAAUCUGAAAAGACUACAGGAUGUCAGAUUUUGCUCCAAUGAAAUGGUGGUUCUGACUGAAAUCCUUUGCUUUUUCCCAUAAAGGUGAAUGACCACCAUUCAUCCAUAUGGAGAAAUACAAAGCACUGAAUAAGAAACAACAUAGCAAAAGCUAUCCAUCACGACACUUUUAUCUGGCAGAGGUUCCCUAGCAUACAGUCUUUCCACAAAUAUCCUGCCGGUCAUAAUGAUGGACUUCUCACUAUUUAGAAUUUGUAGUAAUAUUACUGGCUAUUGCUACUAAUGAGGUAUUUUUUCAUGAUAUUUUCUAAUAUUAACUUGAGAGUAUUAGAAAAACAUUGGAAACCCAGAAGCUGUAUCCACAUACACAGAUUAAUUAAGCAAAGAAUAAGAUAAAUUGAACUUAUUCUUUGGUCUCUGUGCAGUCACACACAAUGGCUAUGAUCAAGAAGACUCUGACCAGUGGUUUUCCUUCUUACUUAGGGAAAGGCAAAAGUCAUCUCUCACAUAGUACUUUGCAUUUCAAAAAGAGAAAUUUGUGAACUUGCAGGUUUUCUGUACUCCAAACAGCAAUUCUUAUCUUGAAAAGGGCUUCCAUCUGCAGAUCAGUCUUCCCAAUGUGAGCCUACCCAUAAGGAACUCUGUAUUGAGCACUAGUGGGUGGAAACAUAUCACUCCUACAGUUAUAGCUACAUUUUCACACAGGUGAUUAGCGCUGUCUCCCACUGCUGGUUGCCUGUUGUGGGGCUGUGGGUGGAGGGAAGAGAUGAGUUGCAGGCAUUGCAAAUUGCACCCAGCCCCCACCCUUCACGCGGAAUGCAAGAGUGGCACCUACAGCUGUGCAUUAGGAUCGCUAAACAGGACCCAUGUAUAAAUAAGCUUCAAUUAGGUGCUGGGCUAUGAACUAAACUCUUCCUGUAAGCUAUGGUUUUCUCAAAAGGUUGCUCUGUGUGUGAUCGCACAGAAACGUAGACAAGAAUUGUUCAAUCCCAGGUAUUCAAGACCAUCCCCACUUCCUUUGUGUGGAGAAUGUAAAUUUGCUGGACUGAGUCCAACUUUACAUGAAUAACCAAACUGAACACCAGUGCUACAUUAAAUUAUUUUGUUGCCUUGGGUUUUACACGUGUGUGUGUGUGUGUGUGUGUGUGUGUACGCACGCUACUCAUUAUCCAUGUCAGUCAUGGCUAAAAAUUUUACUAAGUUUAUAGGCUAUUUAAGAAAUAAAGUACUUUGUUUAAAUGCCCAAUUUAAAUAACCAUAUUUAGAUAUAGAUAGUUUUGGUGUAAUAUAUGCAGAGGACAGACUAAAGCUGUGCCUCCAUGACCAUUUUUAUGCUCAAGUUAAAUGCAAAAAAGAUUUCCCCCCCCCCCCAUCACUUACUAUCUUCAAAAUAUCAGUGAUACCUCUCAAAUGAUAUCAAUAUAUUCUGGAUCUCUUCUGAUCAAUUGGUGCCCUUGGAAUCCUUAUGGACAAAAUGUGUGAAAUGUAUAUUAUGUAUUUUAGGCUAUUUUUUAUGCAAGUAAGAUGUUUGGUAUUUUUCAGUGGAAACUCAAUAAAAAUGGCUAAACAUUUUGUCAGUGUACUUGUAGGCUAUUGAGCAAACUGUCUCAUUUAGCAUUCAGAAUGGUACCAACAACCUCUUGUGGCCUAUAGACUAGUUCUAAUAAUGCCUGAAUGGGACUUAUGGUUUACCAUGGAAGAGGGAACGAAAGGAAAUUCUUACCGUGAAUUUCUCUUCCCAGAGACUCCUGGAGGACAGCCUUUAUGCUGGGAUGGCUCCUCUCCUCUGACUGGACAGGCAGGGUCACAUAAAGAUCCUUGCUGGGGGAGGAGUCAUUCCAUGGUCCCCAGACCAGCUGAUCAAGCAGGAAAGAACCCCUCCCCAUACAUUGCCACAUUGCAGGUACUUUGCUGUACCCCGCUUUGGUUGGCAUCUUUCGUGAUGUUCAUGUCCACCUCAAGUUCAAGAGUUUGGUUGUAUCCCCAGCCAUGUGUGACUCUCCCAGAGUGGUGGGUGCUGUCCUCCAGGAGUCUCUGGGAAUAGAAAUUAAUGGUAAGAAUUUCCUUUCAUUCCCCAGAGGCUCCUGGAGGACAGCCUUUAUGCUGGGACCACCUGAGCUUCGCUGACUAGAGGCAUUAUGGCUGCACCACCCUUUGCAGCACCUUCCUCCUGAAGGCUGCGUCAGUGGAUGCUCAUUUGUCCAGUUUGUAGUGUCUAGUGCUCUGCAUGUGUCCAAGGCCUAUAUACCAUAUUUUUCCGUGUAUAAGACAAUGCUUUUUGCUAAUGAAUGAAUGUGUCUUCUUAAACACGGAUGGUGAAUGCAGAGGGAGGACAUGUGAUUAAUGGCAGCGGCAAGCAGGAGAUUGGCAGCGGCAAUUGGGCGGGUAAUCGGUGGCUGCAGCAAGGCCUGCUGGCGAGUGGCUGUGGCAAGGCGGGCAGGCGAUUGAUGGCUGCGGCAAGUGGGCAGGUGGGCUGUUUGGCAGUGAGUGGGCAGACAAUUGGUGGCUGCGGCGAGGUGUGCAAUCAGCAGUGGCGGACAGGUGGGUGAGCGAUUGGUGGAAAUGACCUCCCUGACCCCAAAAAGCUAAACAACUUAAUGUCUUAAUUUUGGGUUAAAAAUAAUAGGGGUCGUCUUAUACAUAGAGGGUCUUAUACAUGGAAAAAUACUGUGUGUGUGUGUGUGUGUGUGUGUAGCAGCUGAUUGAUUGCAGCCCAUUAUUAUAUGCCGUUUCAGGAGCGCCUCAUAAUUAACACCAAUAUUCCAAAUUAGUGAGGAACUGAUCACAGACCAUUCCGGAGACAGAGGUUGGUCCAUGGCAGGGACACACUUCCCAGGUCGCACCCAUUCUGCCUUUCAAGGUGACAGAUAUGGGCUUAAGUGACACUGCAGGAUGCAGUAAACUCCCCAGAACCUCCUGAGGAGCCUUGCCAGGAAUUUACCUCAUAAAUCCUGUCUUUCCCCUGCCCAAACAGCUCCACUGCCCCGGAGGGCAGCAGAGCACGAUCAUCAUAAAUUGUGAUGUCAGCCGGAAACAUCCAUGGCCCCAGUGAAUGCUGUUGAUGCCCCCCGCCGCCGCCUUGGAAUGUGCUGUCAGCCCUCCCAGGGGUGUUUUUCCCACUGUCCGGUCGACACUGAGAUGGCUUCCUGGAGCUAUCUGGAGAUUGAGGAGGUGAAAACUUUACACCCCUGAUUAUCUCCACACUUGAAUGAGACCAAUAGGGAUUCAGAUUUCUAAAGACUGCCUCUUGUGGUACUUGUUGGGAUAUUGCCACAGAGACGGAGGCAUCAGGCAGGCCCCCAGUUGUCUCCGGACGAUCACUGGUCUCCCGUGGAACAGCAUCAGUCAAUUAGCGACACGAGCCUCAGAGACAUUUCAAGACGCAUGCACACCCUUUCAACAGUGUCUCCACAAUGAAAGAUUCAGACAGGAGAGCAUAUUUACAGCUUUAUUUAACGUAGUUCAGAACAAAGGAAAAACAAGACUGCUUGCCUCCGUGUCCAGGAAUUUGAGAUUUCCUGGAGAACAGGCGAAGUCCCGGCAGACUGGAGGAGGGCAAAUGUUGUCCCUAUUUUCAAAAAGGGGUAAAGAGAGGACCCAAAUAAUUACCGCCCAGUCAGUCUGACAUCAAUACCAGGGAAGAUUCUGGAGCAGAUCAUUAAGCAAACAGUCUGUGAGCACCUAGAAAGGAAUGCUGUGAUCACCGAUAGUCAGCAUGGAUUUCUGAAAAAUAAGUCAUGUCAGACUAACCUGAUCUCGUUUUUUGACAGAAUGACAAGCCUGGUAGAUGAAGGGAACGCAGGGGAUGUAGCCUCCCUUGAUUUCAGCAAGGCAUUUGACAAGGUGCCCCAUGAUAUUCUUGUAAAGAAGCUGGUAAAAUGCGGUCUUGACUAUGCUACCACUCAGUGGAUUUGUAACUGGCUGACUGAUCGAACCCAAAGGGUGCUCAUCAAUGGUUCCUCUUCAUCCUGGAGAAGAGUGACUAGUGGGUGCCACAGGGUUCUGUCUUGGGCCCGGUCUUAUUCAACAUCUUUAACAACGACUUGGAUGAUGGACUCAAGGGCAUCCUGAUCAAAUUUGCAGAUGACACCAAACUGGGAGGGUGGCUAACACCCCAGAGGACAGGAUCACACUUCAAAACGACCUUGACAGAUUAGAGAACUGGGCCAAAGCAAACAAGAUGAAUUUUAACAGGGAGAAAUGUAAAGUAUUGCACUUGGGCAAAAAAAUGAGAGGCACAAAUACAAGAUAGGUGACACCUGGCUUGAGAGCAGUACAUGUGAAAAGGAUCUAGGAGUCUUGGUUGACCACAAACUUGACAUGAGCCAACAGUGUGACGCGGCAGCUAAAAAGCCAAUGCAAUUCUGGGCUGCAUCAAUAGGAGUAUAGCAUCCAGAUCAAGGGAAGUAAUAGUGCCACUGUAUUCUGCUCUGGUCAGACCUCACCUGGAGUACUGUGUCCAGUUCUGGGCACCACAGUUCAAGAAGGACACUGACAAACUGGAACGUGUCCAGAGGAGGGCAACCAAAAUGGUCAAAGGCCUGGAAACGAUGCCUUAUGAGGAACGGCUAAGGGAGGUGGGCAUGUUUAGUCUGGAGAAGAGGAGGUUAAGGGGUGAUAUGAUAGCCAUGUUCAAAUAUAUAAAAGGAUGUCACAUAGAGGAGGGAGAAAGGUUGUUUUCUGCUGCUCCAGAGAAGCGGACACGGAGCAAUGGAUCCAAACUACAAGAAAGAAGAUUCCGCCUAAACAUUAGGAAGAACUUCCUGACAGUAAGAGCUGUUCGACAGUGGAAUUUGCUGCCAAGGAGUGUGGUGGAGUCUCCUUCUUUGGAGGUCUUUAAGCAGAGGCUUGACAACCAUAUGUCAGGAGUGCUCUGAUGGUGUUUCCUGCUUGGCAGGGGGUUGGACUCGAUGGCCCUUGUGGUCUCUUCCAACUCUAUGAUUCUAUGAUUCUAAAACAGCCAGAGCAAAAGAGAAAGUUCCCAGCAGACAGUGCUGGACGUAAAUAGGCAUGUGAUACACAACAAUCAUUCUUGACUCUUUUAAGGUGGAACGGAACUAUCCUAACAGUACUACCUCUUGUGCCCUGUGGAAUAGGGAAUUAACCUUAGGAAUGAAGGGUCUAGCUGUAAGACCACCUUGUCCUGGUGGAAGAUGCAUAACUGGGUGUCCGAGGAUUGGGCUCCUAUCUGAAACUCCUCACUGAUGUGAUCACAACCAGAAACACCGUCUUUAGGGUUAGUAGACAGGUAUCUGUUGUUGCCAGGGGCUCGAAUGGUGAGCCUGUUAAGGCUGUUAGCACCCAGUUCAAAUUCUAAUAGGGGAGUCUAUGCACUACUGGUGGGUUUUUCUGGUUCACCCCCUUUAGAAACCUACGGAGCAGAGGGUGGGUGUGAAGACAGAAAACUCCCCUUUGCAUCCCAGGAUGCUGCUCAGGGCUGCUGCUUGCCUCUUCACAGUAUUGAAGUCGAGGCCAUGUGUGAAGCCAGAAGUGUUUCUAGGACCCUCCCGGGCUCUUAGUCUUCAAGCAGUUAGGUGGAAAGGCUCUGGGUCGGAAUGGAGCAGUGCCUGAGUACAUGUCUCCUGUUUGGUAGUCACCACAGAGCUGGUCUGGAAAGAUGCAAGAGUUCUGGGAACCAUGGCCUCGACCAGUGUUGGGUGAUGAGGAUAAUCUCUGCUGCUUGAUCUUCUGGAUCAUUCUUGGCAAGAGACUGAAUGGUGGGAAUGCAUAUAGGAGACCCAUUGGCUGUUCUUUUUUUUUUUUUUUAAUAUAAUAUUUAUUGGUUUUACAAAAAUUCCAAAAGAUACAAAAAUACAAAAAUUCCACAGACAAAAAAACAACAACAAUGACAAUGACAAAAAGAAAACAAAGAUAACAAUAUCCAUAACAAAGAAAGAAAAAGAGAGAAAGAAAAAAAGAAGACAGAAAAAUUUAAAAAUUUAUACUUUCAUUUGACCUUCUUAUCUUUCCUUAGUUCUUUGACUUCCCGCAUCUCCCCACUUGUAUUUCCAUUUAGAGACUCCUUUCAGCAAAUCCUUACCCUCCUUCCUUUAUCCUAACUCAACAAACUUAAUCUAUUUAUAAAUAAAUAUUUUUACAACCUUAUCAAUCAAAUAUUCCAUGCUCUUAAACUUAUUUUGCCAAUACCAAUUAUUUUCAAUCAGACCUCAAUUUAACAUUCAUUAAUUUUAUAGUAUUUCUGUAGAUAGUCUUUAAAUUUCUUCCAGUCUUCUUCCACCGACUCUUCUCCCUGGUCACGGAUUCUGCCAGUCAUUUCCGCCAAUUCCAUAUAAUCAAUUACCUUCAUCUGCCAUUCUUCCAGAGUGGGUAAGUCUUGUGUCUUCCAAUACUUUGCGAUAAGUAUCCUUGCUGCUGCUGUUGCAUACAUAAAGAAAGUUCUAUCUUUCUUUGGCACCAAUUGGCCAACAAUGCCCAGGAGAAAGGCCUCUGGUUUCUUUAAGAAGGUAUACUUAAAUACCUUUUUCAACUCAUUAUAUAUCCUUUCCCAGAAGGCCUUAAUCUUUGGGCACGUCCACCAAAGGUGAAAGAAUGUACCUUCUGUUUCAUUACAUUUCCAACAUUUAUUAUCGGGCAAAUGGUAGAUUUUUGCAAGCUUGACUGGGGUCAUGUACCACCUGUACACCAUUUUCAUUAUAUUCUCUUUUAAAGCAUUACAUGCUGUAAACUUCGUACCUGUGGUCCAUAACCGUUCCCAGUCAGCAAACAUAAUGUUGUGUCCAACAUCCUGUGCCCAUUUAAUCAUAGCAGAUUUUACCGUUUCAUCCUGAGUAUUCCAUUUUAGCAGCAAGUUAUACAUUCUUGAUAGUGUUUUAGUUUUGGAAUCUAGCAGUUCUGUUUCCAACUUUGAUUUUUCCACCUGGAAGCCAAUUUUUCUAUCCAAAUUAUAGACCUCUCUUAUUUGGUAAUAAUGCAACCAGUCUCGCACUCUAUCUUUUAGUUUUUCAAAACUCUGCAAUUUGAAUUUAUCUCCUUCUUGUUCCAAGAUCUCCCAAUAUUUUGGCCACUUGGCCUCCAUAUUGGACUUUUUCAGGGCCUUUGCCUCCAUUGGUGAUAGCCACCUUGGGGUUUUAUUCUCCAGUAAGUCUUUAUAUCUUAUCCAGACAUUGAACAAUGCUUUCCUGACAAUAUGGUUUUUAAAUAUUUUGUGAGCUUUAACCUUGUCAUACCACAAAUAUGCAUGCCACCCAAACACAUUAUUGAAACCUUCUAAGUCCAAAACAUCAGUAUUUUCCAGAAGUAACCAAUCCUUCAACCAGCAGAAAGCUGCUGAUUCAUAAUAAAGUUUAAAGUCUGGCAGGGCAAAUCCCUCUUUCUUUAGCAUCAGUCAAUAUUUUAAAUUUUAUCCUGGGCCUCUUGCCCUGCCAGACAAACUUAGAGAUAUCUCUCUGCCACUUCUUAAAACAAUCCAUUUUGUCUAUUAUUUGUAUCGAUUGAAACAAAAACAACAUUCUUGGCAAUACAUUCAUCUUGAUGACAGCAAUUCGACCUAACAAGGAAAGCUUCAAAUUUGUCCAUAUUUCUAAAUCCUUUUUAAUGUCCGACCAACACUUUUCAUAAUUGUCUUUAAAUAAAUUCCCAUUUUUAGCUGUCAUAUGAAUCCCCAAGUAUUUCACUUUUUUUACCACUGUUAAACCUGUCUCAUUCUGAAACCUCUCUUUUUUCAAUCGGUGUUAAAUUCUUCUCAAGUACUUUAGUUUUAAACUUAUUCAGCUUAAAACCUGCCACCUGACCAAACUCUUGAAUCAGUUCUAAUGCUCUUUUCGUACUAGAUUCUGGCUCCUGUAAUGUCAGUACAAGGUCAUCUGCAAAUGCUUUCAGUUUGUAUUGUUUCGCUCCGACCGUUAUACCCUUAAUCAAAUGGUCCCUUCUUAUCAUAUUUAACAAAACCUCCAGAACAGAAAUAAAAAGUAAUGGGGAAAUUGGGCAGCCUUGUCGUGUCCCUUUCUCUAUCUUAAUUUCCUCUGUUAUCACAUUAUUAACUAUUAAUUUAGCUUUUGUUCUGAAUAAAUUGCAUUUAUACCAUUUUCAAACUCUUGGCCUACCCCCAUCCCCUGUAGAUUUUUUUUCAUAAAACUCCAAGAAAUAUUAUCAAAGGCUUUCUCUGCAUCCACAAAAAUCAAAACUGCUUUAGUAUUAAUCUCCUCUUGCAGCUUCUCCAGAAUAUCAAUUAUAUUCCUUGUGUUAUCCGAAAGAUGUCUAUCUGGAAGAAAGCCAGCUUGGUCCUUAUGAAUCACUCCUUUUAGCACUUUUUAAGCCUUUUGUCUAAAAUGUCAGCAAAAAUUUUGUAAUCCACAUUUAACAGGGAUAUGGGCCGAUAGUUCUUAAGCUGUGUCUUUUCAGUCUCAGACUUUGGUAUAAGUGUAAUAAAUGCGUCCUUCCACGACUCUGGCGCUCUUUUCCCCUCUAAAAUUUCAUUGCAAACCUCAGUUAAUGGUCGAAUUAGCCAGUCUUUCAAAGUUCUGUAAUAUUUUGAGGUUAAACCGUCCGGUCCUGGAGAUUUGCCCAACUGCAUAUUCUGUUUUUUUUUUUUAAAUCAUAUUUAUUAAAUUUUCCAAAAAUAUAAAAAUAAAAACAAAAAACACAAAAAAAAAAAAAAAAAAGAUAUUUAAAAAACCUUACUUUCAUUCCCUACUUUCUGGGACUCCCCCCCUCCCCCCCCCAAUUGUAUUCCCCUUUCCUUAAUUUGGUUCUACAAGCUCUCACUCCCAAUUUAAAGCUUAAUUUGUUUAACCCACUUAUCCAGAUUGAAUUGUACAAAUCUUACCACCGUCCCACAUCAUUAACAGAACAAGCAACAACAUUUUCCCCCGGAUCCACCCCAAGUCCUUCCACAAAGUCCCUUGUUUUUAAACACGUCCGCUCAAAGUAAAAUAACUUGCGUAAGUGAUGUAAAGAAAUAGAAAAUAAGAGAUAUAGAAAAAUUCAAAAAUGGUUACACAGCCUUUGGAUUUCAAAUCUCCCCCCCCCCUUCCCCGGUUUGAAUUCCCCAUGUCCAUCAGUCUAUACAUUAUCAGCUUGGAAGUCUCAUUUCAUGACCAGAUUUCUCCCCGAUUCCAUCUUGCCGGUUUUCUUUUAGUUUAUUAAUUUAAAUAAUAUUUGACUUCAAAUGUCCAAUCUAACAAAGGCCUUUAAUUUCCUUGAUCUUUACCACUCCUCCCGUUGUUCUUUCCGUGUCGUAAUCAGUCCUUUAUUCUUCUUAUUCCUCACUUUCUCAGGUUUCUUGUCCUGUUCAGCUGCUAAAACUUUCUAAUUCAGAAAUCUAGUGUCUCUGCAGAGGUUUGUUAUUCAGGAACAAAAACUUACGUCCAGUCCCUUUCUUUCUUCAAUAAAAAUUCCAUUGUCUUCCUCUGUAGACAAAAUACUCUUUCAGUUUUGCAGCUUUCCCAGAAGAUAACAAAUCCUGUGCGAAUCCCAGGGUAUUUUUCCACUUACGACCGUUCUUGGAGUAUCCCGAAACCCCUCUAGGGCGAUUGUAAUAACUUUGUAUCCUCUAAUCCAAAAGUCAAAUUGUUGCUUAUUUUCCAACAGUUUAUAUCCAUAUUAUAGCAAAUUGUAACAAAAUUAACCAGCAAGGUCCUCAUAAAGUCCUCUUUAUAUUCUCCAGCUUUGACAGCCACUUUGACAGCUGUCAAAGUCUCCGUCUCUCUUCACCAGGCUCCACGAACCGCCCCGGUUCCCCGGGGGGCUAGCAUUUUUCUUCUCACCCUCCACUCUUCUCCUCCAGCACAUUUCUUAUAAUUUCCCAUCGUGAAAUUAAUGAUUUUUAUCAGAGACAUACUUCCCUUUGGACCUUGGUUACCCAGUCCUUGUUUUGGAAUGCUUACAAUAGGGGGGGGGGAUUGAAUACAUUUUAAAAACGCCCCCCCACGUGCCAAAACCAAAAUUUUGAACCCGGUUUCCCAAUACAACACGGGUUGUUGUUAUUAUUCCAUAUUUUCAAUAGAGGAAGUCAGCGAACUCCGUCGAAUGGCAUGCGGCUGCGCCCGGCAGGGAAAGCAGUGGACUCAAGCACCACGCCACUCCCGGCACCCGAUCCGAAGCCUUUAAAAGGCUCCUUCACGAGUCGGGAGGGCGCUAAUGGUGCAAGCCGAGUCACCCAUGUCCACGGACUCCGUGCCCGUGGUUUUAAGGGUCCCCGCGUCGCCGGCGCGGUAGGACCCAGCCCCUGCCGAGCAGACUCCCUCCGGAGCUCGGAGGAAGUCCGCCAUUCGGCGAUGGCGCUAACCCGGAAGCCCCCAACUGCAUAUUCUGAAUGGCACCUUCAACCUCCUGUUCUGUAAUUUUAUAAUUCAGCAAUAUCUUAUUAUCCUGAGAGAUUUUUUGUAAUCCAUUGGUUUUCAGAAAUUGCUCUAUUUCAAAUUCUUUCUGAGGCCCUUGUGUGUAUAAUUGUUUAAAAUAUCUCUGGAAGCAUUUCCUAAUUUCUUCUGGAUUCUGGAUAUUUUUCCCUUCCGCUUCCAAAUCAGUAAUAGUAUUGAGUUUUUGUCGUUUCUUCAACUGCCAAGCCAGCAGUUUCCCACAUUUAUUUGCCGAUUCAAAAGUCUUUUGUCUCAUUUGUUUAAUUUUCCAUUCCACUUCUUGAUUUAUCAAUUUCAUAUACUGCACUUGGUACAGCUUUAUUUCCCUCAGAAUCUCUUGUGAAUUGGGCUUCACUCUCAGUUUCUUCUCGCCCUCCUUUAUUUUUUCAAGAAUUUUUUCUUUCUUUUUACAUUUUGGGCCCUCUUCUUAACUGAAUUCUGUUGAAUCAGGAAGCCCCUCAUAACAGCUUUACUUGCGUCCCAGAUUAUUCUUUUUUCUACAGCUGUAUUCAAGUUUAUCUCAAAAUAGUCUCUCAAUGUCUUUUGGGCCUUCUUAAUCACCUCUUGAUCUCUAAACAAGGUGUCAUUCAUCCUCCAUCGGAAGGAACCAGUAGAUGUUAACUUCAUCUCCAUUCUCACGGCGUUAUGGUCGGAGUAUGUUUUUGGACAGAUCUCUACCUUCCUAACCUUAGGUGCCAGUCCUCUAGUAGUCCAGAUUUGGUCAAUUCUUUUGGAACUACCUUCUUUGGAGACCCAUUGGCUGUUCUGUCACCAGUGUCCAUGCCCUGUGUUCCCUGAACAUUGUAAUGUGACAUAAACAUUGCUGUCUGAGCGUUUUGUCCAUGACUGGUUAUCCAAAGAGCUGUGCUAGCUGCUGGAAUACCUGAGGGUGUGUCAGUCUGUUUCUGAUGGUUUGGUGGUUGAGCCAGCCUUUGUUUUCCACCCCAGUGACAUGUUUUGCCUUCAGAGAAAGGAUGUUCCCUUCUGCCUAUUUGACCAGUCUUUUGGCCUCUUCCAUCAGAUCCCCCCAAUAGUUCAAAUAUGCCUUGGCGGAAAUAUUGUCUGUAUCAGCAAGUGUAUCAGCAUCCCCUGAUCAUAGUUCCGAACUGCAGUAUUGCCAAGUGUACUUCUCUCAGGGCCAGCCAAUUUACGCUCAUGUUCACUUCUGCUCUGGAUCAAGUUCCCUGAGCUGUGUGGCAUUGCAUGUGAGCUCCCCAGCCUGAUUUGCUGGCGUUAGUGGUUAUGACUUUCCAUUGGGCAUUCUGUAGGCUGACUCCCUUUCAUUAGUUUGGAGUUAGCUACCAUUUCAGUUCUUCACACAUAGACUUUGGAAUUGCUAUCUGCAAAUGGUGUGCUGAUGUGAUGUGGUCCUGAAAUGGUAGAAGGAUCUGAAGAAGGGGGUGUUUGUGGAAGCAUGCCCAAUCCACCAAUCCUUUGCAUGAGACCAUCAUGCCUUGAAGUUGGGCCAGGAGCAUGAUGUCUGCCUCUUCUGCCUCUCGUCUCUGUUGGCUUAAAGAUCUGAGCUUCUAGAUUUGUUCCUCUGUGAGGUGAAGACGGUAUUUUUUUUUGGAGGCUAUCUGUACUCCCAGGUGAAUUAUGUUUUGUGGGGGAUUCAAUGAGCUCUUCUCCAUGUUUAGCAUGAAGCUGUGUUUUCCGAGUGUGUCCAGUGUACUCUCAAUAUCCCUCUGACAUCUGUCUCUUGUCAGGGCCCAGAUCAGAAUGUUGUAUAGGUAUGGAGGUAAGCCCCUAAUGCCGCCAAGACCUUGCUGAAUACUCUUGGCAUGGACAUGAGGCCAAAAGAUAAUGCCCGGUAUUGCAGAGGUAGAUUUCUGUAGCAGAAUCUGAGGUGUUUCCUUUAGCUCUUGUGUAUGCGGUGUGUGGGUCUGUCUCUGAUAGAGCUAUGGAGGCCGUCCAGUCCUCCCACUCUAUCGCCUCUGAAAUGGAGUUCAGUGUCUCCAUCUUGAAGUGUUCAUACUGGAUGUGCUUGUUGAGCCAUUUGAGAUCUAGGAUCUUCGGCACCAGAAAAAAUUGAAGACACCCCCACCCCUCUCCCUACAUAGAACGUGCUUGAUUGCUUGUACAUUCAUUAGGUGUUCUUUUGCUUUCAUGUAUGCCUUGUGCUUCUCUGCUUUCUGGGAGCAAGAGUUGCCCACAAACUUCUCUCUUCUUGAAAACUGCAAAGGGUAUCCUGAGGAAAUCAUACAGUUGAUCCAUCAGUCCAAUGUUGUCCUUGCUCACUUGUGGGCAAAGUGUAGGAGUCUGCAUCCUAUAGGGGGCUCCAUUAUUUGUUGCAUGGUGUCACUGAGCAUUGCCCCCUUUCUUGGCUUGCUGAGGCACUGUUCCCCCUGCCUGAUCGUGUCUUGGAGUGCCUGAUCUGUCCCAAUGUGAGCGGAAGGAGUUAGAACUCCACUUCCCUUUCCCUUGGCAGUGCUUUCUGUUUUGCCCCUGGUCUCCACCAAGACCUUCCCCAGGGCGCUCCCCAAUAACUUGCCAACUCCAAAGGGUGAAUUGCCAAGCCUUUCUUGGGAACCGGGAUUGGCAUCACAAAUGCGUAGAUACAGAUACUGCCUCAUGAUUGUCCUGGCUGCCGUAACUCUGGCUGACAUCUGCAGGGCAUCCCUGGAGGUGUUGGCUUGGAAUGUAGAUGCAAUCAAAAUCUAGCGUUUAAUCUGCUUUAUUAUGUCCUCCUCAGAAGUUGAUCUGUCCGAAUCAUGGUCACUCUGGUCAUCUCUGAACUCUGCUAGGAGUGUCCCAUUCUGAGUCACAUUUGUAGAAAAUAAUUUGGGGGAGGUAGCACCAAGAUGUGUGGCUGGCUGUCUGGGAAGGCAUUCUUAGCUCCGCCUCCUCAGGUGCUGGUCCCCCCCUGUCUCCUUCAGCUUCUCUUUGGGUAGUUCCAAAAUCCUCUUCGCCUUGGCUACCAUGGAUCAAAAGUAUUCUGAGGUGAAAAGCCUACCCUUGGGUAGGGAGUGACUUCGAUCUCCUCCUCUGAAAGCUCUCCCUCCUCCUCUGAGGUAUGAUCCAGAUCAUCUGAUGAGACCAAGCCUGAUGCAUUAGCCAUCCACCUGCUAUUCAAGCUGCUUUUUACUAUGGCUUUGUCACUGCAUGACCUGCAGUUUAUCUGCCUAGACUGCUUGUUCCUGUGUGGCCUUCUUCCGGUACUGGGACUGAGGAUGAGAGGGACUCCCUUGAUACUGAGCAGGUUGGUGAUAGUAAUGGUGAAAGAGAUGAGUAUGGGCUCAAAGGAGAUGCCCUCUGUUGCCUCCUUCUUGAGCUAUGGGUUUUCCUUGUGCCCUUUCUUCCCCAUCCCCUUCUCUCCUGCUGGUUUGGGGUGGGAAUUAGUUGGGGAGGGGUGGUGAGUUUGCCUGUGCUGGAGUGGAGGUUUGGGUAGCUGAUGCCAGUUGAGCCACUACUAUCCCCUGAGCCCCCUGCGUCAUUAUUCCUCUUACCCAGGAUAUGAAUCUAGGAAGCUUCUCCCCUGGCCAUGUGGAUGCUGCCCCAUUGGGUCCUAGGGAACAUUCCCCUUCUGAUGGCUGUGUCAGUGGUGCCUGGUACUUGUUUGAGUGGCCUUGGUAGCAGCUGGAUCCUGUCUCCUGCUCUCCACUGCUAUAUCCACCAGCCUCCUUUGAGAGGGCACCCUCUGAUGGUGGAGAUUGGGUGCUGGGCAAUGCCUCUUACCCUGUUCUCUGGCCUGUGGUGAGGAGGGAAGUGCAUUGAGUUGGGUCCUUGUGGGCAAGGCCCAAGAUGGUGCCUGCAGCUGUGUUAGCCAAUAAGGCGAUGGACAUGGGCCACACUGCUCUCCUGCCCCUUGCUAGCCUCCAGAUCUGCAGUUGGCUUGCAGGCGGAAGAAGACUCUCAGGUUAAAAAGCAGUCCUUUGGUUUUGUCAAUGAUAGAGACUACGGCGCAGGCUAAACAUGCACACGGGAGCUCCCUGUGCUAAACAAAACAGCUGAGAGGUGGGAAACACAUUUUCAGUGGAGCUGGUGUGCGUCUCUCCUGAUCGCUCUGUCUUACUUUGCUCAGUCCCUCUUGACCCAGAACGCUUCUGCUACUCAGAGAGAGGUAGAGCUCUCCCUUGCUCUUGCAGGCAGUCUGAGGCAUGGAAAAGGGGAGCGUUCCAAAAUUCCCCUGAGUCUGCUCUAGUGCCAUCUCUGCGGCAUUGAAUCGAGGCAGGUGGAAAAGGGAAGCUAAAGGAACAAAGCCUUGGAGGAGCAGGAGGACUGUAAAAGUAAAUUAAAUUCAGUAGAAUCCAAAGAAAACCCUCCAAAAGGAAAAAUAAGUAACUCCAUAGAAAGGCAAAAUUAAAUCCAAGCAAAGAAGAAAUGAAGUUUUUAGGGUCACUGAAUUUGUUCAGCACUGGAGAAAAAAAACCCACCUGCCCAUCUCGAAAGGCAGGGACAGUCUGGGGACCGUGGGAUGACUUCUCCCCCAGCAAGGAUCUUCAUGAGACCCUGCCUGCCUGUCCAGGCAGAGGAGAGGAGUCGUCCCAGCGUAAAGGCUGUCCUCCAGGAGCCUCUGGGGAAUCAUGAGUGCACAAGGGUGGACAGGAAUGGAGGAGCCUUGGACUUGUUUAUGCAAUGUCAAACUGUAGAGCUACCCAUAACUAAAAUCAAUAUUGCUUCAGUUAGUCAUAUAACACAUUUAUUUUUCCAUGUGUGAAAUUAAUACAUAAAAACAGGAAGGAUAAAUUUCAGAUAAAAUUUAGUUACAGUUAGAAGGUUGUUUAUUGCUGCCCCUUGUGUGAUUCAGAGGAAGACUGAAACCACUGUAACUUUACCUUUAACAAAUUAUGUAUUAUCUCAGACUAUAGGAAUCCAUUGCACUGAAUAUGAUAACUUGCCAGAAUAUCCGUACUGUACAGAAUAUCAAUGUAUUCUGUAUUCUUAUCUAGUUAGAUAAGAAAAGUAUUGCUUUUUAUUUUCUCCCUCCCCAAGAAAACCAUUUCUGUUUACUUCAGGCAAAAGACCUAAUAGAGAAAUUUUUUAGCCAGCAAGUUGAAGUUCUUGGGAAACGGACAGCACCGCUGCCUGAGAUCUACUAUAUUGAAGGCACUCUGCAAAUGGUGUGGGUUAAUCGUUGUACUCCAGGUUAUGGAAUAAAUCCUCUACUACAUCCAGAUUGUCCUAACUGUUGUGGUAGGUAGAAAGUAUAACAAUCUCACAGGUUAUAAAUCUUAAUUUUUAAGAAAUACUUUUUAUUUCAGUGGAAUUAGCAAUUGUCCUUUCAUCAUUUCAGGUAAUUUAGUUCAUGGGCAUAUGCUGGAGGUAUUGAAAAAUACUAAUUAAUUGCAAAUAUAUGUUAAUUACUAAUUGGUUAAUAUGGUGCAUUAGAAUGUUAAUAGCCACUUAAGAUGUGUCCGCAAUUGCUGGCCUGUCUACAAAGUACAUACAAAUACAUGGAAUAAAUACACGAAUGAGUGUGCAAACUUCAACCUCAAGUGAGAUGUGUAGAUGUAGCCAUUUAACUUGCUACAUUCAUACCCUUUUGAGUAGUGUUAGAAUGAUGCUUGAUGCUGAAGAGAUUGCCUGUCUCUUGCCAAGGGAUCUUGCAUUAUGCAAAAUUCAUUGUAACUGAAUGCAAGUUUGGCUAGGAGACCUAAAAUAAACCAUUGUGCUGAUAGAUGGUAUUUGAAGUGCAAAUUUUAAAAUACAGCAGUGAUUGUGUUGUGCUUAUUUUAUUUUAUUGUAUUUUUUUUUAAGCCUUGAUAUAAGGCUAUGAAUUAUGUCAUCAGUAUUGUGGUGAAUUCCAUCUGAAUCUGCCCUUGAGUGUCUCAUGUCUGCGGUAUGGGUGCAUUUCUGUCACAUUUUAGCCAGUAUAGACAGACUUUUAGGCUGAAGGUGCAGUCAUCCAGAUCUAAGUCUGUGGACUGAAGCAUGAUCUUUUAUUAUGAAAGAGCCUUUGAAAUAUGCUUCCAGAGUAGUAUAAUUUCACAGGGAAAAGCGAGAUUAUUUCAAAGGGGAACAUAUGUUUAACUACCAAGUUCAGCUAUUUGUCUAUCUAACUCAGUGUUGUUUGCACCCCAAGAGCUCUGCAGGGUUUCAUGCAAGAGUCUUUUCUAGCCCUACCUGGAUAUACCAAGGAUUGAAUCUGGGACCUUUUGCAUGCAAAGCAUAUGUCUUGCCACUGAGCUAGGACUCUGUAUAAUAUAGUGUAUAAUGUAUUUGCUAUAAAUCAAAUAGAAAAUGUCACUUAGAACAAUUUAACAUGUUCAGUGCACUAAAAUAUUUGUAAGGUGUGAAACGGCACAAUAGGCCAUAAAAUAAAUCAAGUAGAAUACAGUGGUGCCUCGCAAGACGAAAUUAAUCCGUUCCGCGAGAGUCUUCGUCUAGCGGUUUUUUCGUCUUGCGAAGCAACCCUAUUAGCGGCUUAACGGAUUAGCGCUAUUAGCGGUUUAGCGGCUAUUAAAGGCUUAAAGGCUUAGCAGAUUAGCUGCUAAAAGGCUAUUAAAGGCUAUUAAAGGCUUAGCAGAUUAGAUAAAGGGGGCGAAAAGCGAAAAAAAAAUCUCAAGACUUGCAAGACAUUUUCGUCUUGCGAAGCAAGCCCAUAGGGAAAUUCGUCCUGCGAAGCAACUCAAAAACGGAAAACCCUUUCGUCUAGCGGGUUUUCCGUCUUGCGAGGCAUUCGUCUUGCGGGGCACCACUGUAUACUUGUCGGGUUGAAACAGCACCAUGGAAGCUGAUGUCCCCUAAAGACAACUUAGGUGUAGUUUAUUUAUUGUGUAGAUAAAUGCUAUUUACUUUAUCAGCAGUGAUCUAAAUAAGUGCCAGAUCACCCAUUCAAGUUCCCCUUGCUUGCCUUCUAAGAGGCAGAAAUUAUGCUGUAUUCAAAAAUGCAAGUCCUUGCAGAUCUAGAUCUUUCUCCCAUUGAUUUUGCUUAAGAAUCUUACGAAAUCUUAUGUGAACUCUUGGGGCCAGUUAGGAAAUAACAAUCUUGGCUUAAUAAAUGAAGUUCAUGAAGCAGAGAGUGAUCAUUGUACCUUUGUGCUCCUUCUUGCAUUGCAGUUAAACCCCUUUCCCGUAUUAAUGUAAGUAGAAAUUAACAAACCCUAGAAGUCUUCAAUUCUAGCCUGUGAAGAAACCACAAUACUAGUUCUUGGCUUUAUUUAAGCUGAGUCUUAUGUCUGAAACAACCCUUGCUAUUAAGGAGUAGAGAGUAGAAGUUAAUCUUACUGGUUGAUGUAAUGCUAAGUUUGCUCUGACAUAUUAAAAGAUUAUUUCCUCCAUUAAAAAACAACUUUAUUUAAGACUAUGAGUUAUGUCAUCAGUAUUGUAUUACUGAACUGUAUUACUUCCAUUUGGAUCUGUCCUUGAGUGUAUUACAGUGGUACCUCUGUUUAAGAACAGUCCGGUUUAAGAAUGAUUUCCACAAAACCGGAAAUAGUGUCUUGGUUUGAGAACUUUACCUCGGUCUAAGAACAGAAUCCGAACAGUGGAAGGGCACCGGCGGGAGGCCUCAUCAGGGAAAGAAUGGUUAAGAAUGGUUGUGGUUUAAGAACAGACUUCCUGAAUAGAUUAAGUUCGCAAACCGAGGUACCACUGUACUAGAUUCCUAGUGUGUGCUUUGGUGUGUUAUUCUAAAGUAUUGCAACUUUAGUUGUACCAAAACAGCAUUUAUGUUUUGCUUUUGAGUCUUGUUGUUCCUGUUGAAAAGCACUUAAAGCAUGUUGUUAUAUGUAAAAGGGACACUGUUGAGGUUUUUGUUCAAUUGAUUGAGGAACUUUUUUGAGCUGUGCCCUGUGUGGUUGUACAUGGACUGUACAACUGUACACUGAAGCCUUGAAACAAACACUGAAGGUCUUUUCACAGCACUGGGCUAGGCUCCAAGAUUCAGGGCUUAGCCACACUUACCUUUGCCCUAGACUUUCUAGGCACUGAUCUAUGCUUUAAAGUUCCAUGCCCAAUAUCUUCUUUUUUUCCUUUUCCUUUGUCCCACCAUUUCCCCCAGGAAUUGGAACCUGCUUCUUUACUGCUGAAUUGGAACAAACAGCAAUUCAGGUUUUCCACGGGGAACAUGGAGCUUUAAAGCGUAGGCCUGUGCCUAGAAACGCAGCCCGGAAGGAAGUCUGAAUGAGACUAGACAAAAGGAAGAGAAACCUCUCCAGUUCUCAUGUCAUCUUAAACAUUUGAAAGGUUCUCCUCUUCCAUACCAUUCUUGGCACUGUAUGGAGCAGAAAUAUUCAGGCAACUACUGUAUUUUUCUCUCUAUAGGACUCACUUUUUCCCCUCCAAAAAUGAAGGGGAAAUGUGUGUGCGUCCUAUGGAGCGAAUGCAGGCUCCUUGGCUUCAGCGAUAGCAACGCGAAGCCUCCAAAGCGCAGAGGGAGAGCUCCCCCCGCGCUCCGGAGGCUUCGCAUUGCUUUCACUGAAGCCGCCGGAGCGCAGGGAACUCCUGCUGUGCUCCGGGGGCUUCAGGCAGCUAUCCGCAAGCCUUCAGAGCGCAUCAGGAGUUCCCGCCACACACUGAAGGCUUGCGGAUAGCCGCCUGGAGAGCGAGAGGGGUCGGUGCACACCGAUCACUCUUGCUCUCCAGGCUUCGCUUCGCUGAAGGGGCGUUGCGCAGAGAGGGAGAGCUGCGCAGCGCUCCUUCAGCGAAGCGGGCGGAGAAAUGGAAGGGGCUCCGUUUCUCCUACCGCUUUGCUGAAGGGCGCUGAGCAGAGAGGGAGAAAUUUUUUUCUGUUCUCCCCUCUUAUGGUCCGGUGUGUCCUAUAGAGCGAAAAUAUGGUAAAUCAUAGAAUCGGAGAAUUCUUUGUUCGUGUUUAGUGUGUUAGCUCGUAUGACUCACUAAAGCCACACAACAGAUUCCACAAGCACACUAGUUUGCCUGAACCCGAGUCUGCCUUGGGUGCUGAUGGGGGUGUUGUGUCAUUGCGGGAGCUGAACCUGCUUCUUGCUUUCCUGUCCCUUCUUUUAAUCUUAAACCCUGCCCUUCUGAAUAUACUGUAUAGCUUCAUAGAGCUAUAACUGUUAAAUCAAUUUAAAGGAUUGUUAGUUUAGACAGCAGCCUAGGGGUCUGUUGCCACAUCUAGUUUGGACUGUUAAACUGCUUGAACAGUCUCCUGGUGGAAGGGCCUUGGCAAUUAAAAGUGGUAUUAAACAUUGUGUAACUAGGGUUUAAACAAGAGCUACAAGGGUCAAGACAGGGUGAAACUAAGCCCCCCUCCUAUUAUGGCUGGGGGAGCCCUGCUGUGGAUACUCUAAAUACUUCAUUAUGCAGAUGCUGUUUGAAGAAAUUCAUAUAGUGGAUGCUGAGCAAAUCCAUCCCCUGGUGACCAAUUUAUUUAGAGCAACUGUUGAUUAUAUUAUGCUUAAAGGAGGACAUGGACCCCACAAAUGUUAUACUUCUUAAAACUGAAGUAGCCCAUGAUGAAUGCCUAUUUAUUUGACUCUAUGCCAAAUAAGCUAACAUAGGCAAAUGUUCUUGCAAAAAAAUAGUAGUAGUGAUAUUUAUUUACUUAAUUUCUAAUCUCCCCACCCUUUCACUGACAGGUGAUUCCAGGGUAGUUAUUACUUAAUGAAAGCAAAUGCUUAUACCAUAGUUCAAUUUAAUUGAUUGAUAUAAUAUUAAAUUUUCAUUAAAAAUACCAUUCAAAUACUGUUUGGCAAUGCUUAGUUCUAACUGGCCUGCAAUAUUUUGAUCACUAGGUGGAGCUAAUGCUAUUUAAUAAAAAUCUACAAUAUGAAAAACAGGAGGAUAAGGCAGUGUAUUCCUCUGAAUACUUCAAAUAACAGCCUGGGAAUCUCGUGGAGAGAGUGCUUUUUCCCUCAGCUCCAGCUUGCAGGCUUCCCAUUAAUAUCUGGUUGGUCCCUGUGAGGACAGGGUACUGCAUUUAGAUGGGCCUUUGUUGUGAUCCAGUCAGGCUCUUAUGCUCUUUUCUUAAAUCUCAGUAAGUCCAGUGGAACCUACAAGUAAAUAUGGAUAGUUAUGUAAUGUAACAUUGUCCAUUUCCUAGGAGUUAUUUCCAUACCAGCAUCCAGCAUUAUGUCUGCACAGGUGUUAGUUUGCAAACUCUGGUUGUGUUCUCAUGUCCUAAAAUCACAUACACUGAAUAUGGAACACAUACAGGUAAUGUGUAAUGUGUUGGCAUGAAUGAAACUAGUAAAUCUUGGUGACCUGCUGUUCACUUUUUGGGACAACUGAUCAAUAGGAGGAAAUGCCACAAUAUUGAAUACAUAACACAAAGGUUCUUGCUUGUCUUUUAUAGACAUUGCUGUUUCAGCAUAUUGAGAAAUCCAUGAGAAUAAUAGAAACCAGAAUGAAGAGAACUCAUAGCAUCCCUUGGGGCUAUAUGGUUCCAAGAGUAAUUCAUGGAAUUUGGCCUUCAUUAUCUCUCUAUAGCAUGUGUUCAUGCCUUCAGAAAAUCUGUAUAUGGAAUCAUGAAGCUAUCACUGCAGCUUCUUAAAAAUUAAAUUGUUUGCCUAAAAGUAAUUCCAAAUAUAAGGCAGAGAUGGCCACCCUCAUACGCCACAUUUGGCGGGUGGGUGAGGCCAUCCAGUUGUCAAUUGCUUGAUGUCACAAUGGCAUCAGGUGAUGAUUGUAAGGACUUAAAGCACCACACAGGCCUUGCAAAGAUCCCUGCAUAGUGCUUUGGAGCACUGCUGAUCAGCAGGUUUGAAGUCAUGGCCCAUCAGCUGUUGGACUAUGACUUUAUACUUGCUUUCUGUAAGGAUUGGGUGCUCAGUUGAUUUCCUCAUGAAGAGCUCAGUCACACAGUUGGUCCAGAUAUGUCUGUCUGCCACACACUGAUUGUCCCAUAUGAUGUCAAGUGGGCCUGCUUUGGGGAAAACAAACUUGAAGGCUCAGUUGGGACCCCUGCCAAGCCACAAUUGACCCACAAGCUGGAGCCUCCUCACUCACCCCCGAUACAAGGAGUUAACUUGGUGGCCAUUUUGACCAGGAGAAUUUAUUCUGACUGGCAGCAUCUCUUUCCCAGCCUUGUUACUGGAGAUCCUUUCUAGACAUGGCAGAAUUUGAAAUUUAUAUGAAGAAUUAAAGCAGAAUGAAUUUCAGAGUUUAAAAAUCCUAACAAAUACUCUAUAAAUGAUUUUUUAAAAAAUGAUGGUUCAAUGUGUUUGUUUACAGUGGUUUGCAGUCCAGGAUCCUAUAACCCUCGUGAAGGAACUCACUGCCUUCCAUGCAACAAAAGUUUGGAAUAUGGAGCAACACAUUGUUAACAGAAUACCAGCAUAGACCUUGUGCUAUAUUUAGUAGCACUGAUGUUCUUGAUUUAUAAUAUAUUUGUAAUGCAAAUAAAAUGAUUUUUUAAACUCCAA